This is a messenger RNA of Portunus trituberculatus (swimming crab), 51730 nucleotides long. RefSeq names its product nesprin-1-like. Lineage: Eukaryota; Metazoa; Arthropoda; Malacostraca; Decapoda; Portunidae. Gene Ontology annotation, biological process: nuclear migration. Gene Ontology annotation, cellular component: meiotic nuclear membrane microtubule tethering complex; cytoplasm; nuclear outer membrane. The record is from RefSeq and is a predicted model, not a curated record. Gene Ontology annotation, molecular function: actin filament binding.
GUCAGUGAAGGAGCCCGUUGGGGGUGAGGGAGGCGGGCUGACCCACCCAGCACAUGGUGGCGGCGGCGCCGACAGGGCACAGUGUGACCCCGACAGUGAUUAGGAGUGCACGUCCUUUCGCGAGCCGGGUCCCCACACGCGGCUGCUCGUCGUGUGAGCACGGGCCUGUGCAGCCAUGGCUGACAAAAGCCCCGGAAAACAGCCUGCCUCUAAGGGCGGCGAUGACCGCGGCCGCACGGAAAAACACAAACGCUCGCUUCUCAGCAAGGUGUCCUUCUUCGAGCAGGUGUGGUGGGGGCAGAACAGGUCACCCUCACUGGAGCGGCGGCGCCCUGUGUCGAGGGAGGGCACCAAAUCGCCGGAAGUUGAGAUGGCUGAAGAAGUGUUCGCCGAAUGGAGUGAGGGGCCUGGGCAAGAGAAGCGCCCUCGCCGAGAUGGCGCCAGUCCGCCCAUAGAAGGGACACCCCGGCGAUCCUCCUCCCGGAGUGAGGAUGAAUGGGAGUUUGUGGAGGGCCCAGACACAUCCACACUGGCCGAGGACAUCGAGCGGCGCCUUGCGGAACGGCGAAGGAUGAGAUCUGGCAGUGACAUGUCCCCUACCCGGGAGUGGGUUACGCUGCGGCGGCGAAGCAAGGCAUUUUCUGAACCCGCAGGGCAACGUGGCUCCACACCAGAGUCCCUUGAGUCUUCCACAUGCAGCAGGACGUCUCUGGCGGAUACCAUCGAGCAGCGACUGGAACGUCACCGCCAGGAAGUUCGCCAGCGACUGGCCUCCCCGACACCUGAAUGGCCUCAGCUACGCUGUUCCCCGGUACCAAGGUCCAGCCGCGACACCAGCCUGGAGAGAGACAGGUCUGUCCGUAGCCGUACCACUAGCGGAGAGAGGCGAGGAAGUAGGGAAAGCAGCCUGUCACCCAGGCGUCAUGUGCUGGAGAGGGAGGUGAUCGCGAAAGCUGAGCGCCGCGACGGAGCUGUCACCGCUGUCACCACCACGAGGCACACCACUAUGGAGUGGGAUAGUCCUGACGGAGAGCCCCGCAUUGAGACUCAGUCCACCAGCAAAGACCUUGAAGAAGAAGACCCUGCAAGUGCCGGCCAGGAAGGUUACCAACGUGUCGAGGAGGAGGAGCGAGAGAGCAUUGAGAGCGGCACACGGAAGAAGUACAGCCAUGUGGUUGUUCACCGCACCACCGAGCAAACCAUCACCUCUACGCCCUCACCGGAGCCCUCAGAGCACCUGCCAUCAGAACAAGCAGCUACGUCUCCACUUCCUGACUCCCCAGACUCCCAUAGCGCCCGUAGCAGGACUCCUUCAGGGCCCAGGAAGCGCCACCGCUCGAGAACACCUUCAGUCGAACGGAUCCUUGAGGUAGAAGAAGACGACUCCUCCGUUACCUCUGGAAAGUCGCGCACUGAGCUUCGAGCCUCGUCAGCGGCGGGAGAGCAUCGGCACGCAGGCGCGGGGGGCGCGUCUUCCCGACACACGUAUAGCAAGCGACGUGACUCAGACGAGCGUGCGAAGGAGUCCAGUAUGGACUCCAAGAGCUCCGACGAUGGGCUGACCAUGGAAGCCGUCAGCUCCGUGCAGUGGGAAAGUGACGGAGCCCGCGGCGAAGUACAGCGACACACCACGAGGGUCCUGAUCCGCGACCGGGACCCUUCUUACACCAAGUACGUCCUAACCGCCCGCACCGCCUCCAGGGACUCCCUCUUCUCCACCCCGAGCAGCGAGGACGCCCCCAGCCUAGAGGGUAGCGUCCCCCCCUGGGUAUCACGAUCCGCCCAGUAUGAGGAUGGUAACGACGACGCCCCCGGCGUAUUCAGGCUGCGCUCCCACCGCUACCAGGAGCACAUCUCCACCAUGAAAGACGAGCAAGAAAGGGUGCAGAAAAAGACCUUCAUGAACUGGAUCAACGCUCACUUAGUUCGGCACGUUCCACCGCUGAAGCUAAGUGAUCUGAUCGAAGACCUGAAGGAUGGCACUGCGCUGCUCGCCCUGUUGGAGGUGCUGUCGGGAGAGAAGCUGCCUAUUGAGAAGGGCCGUGUCCUCCGCCGGCCUCACUUCCUCAGCAACGCCAACACGGCACUACAGUUCCUACAGAGCAAAAGGAUAAAGCUAGUGAACAUCAAUCCCACGGACCUGGUGGACGGGCGGCCCUCGGUGGUGCUGGGCCUCAUAUGGACCGUCAUCCUCUACUUCCAGAUCGAGGAGAACACCCGCCAGCUGGAGCGUCUGAGCCAGCUGAUGGAGCAGGAGGCGGGCACAAGAAGUGACUCGCCCUUCUCGAUGGGAUCGUGGACGGAGGGUUGCACAAUUUCCCGCGACCGACCCUCUGUCACACGUCGCUCCGCUGCGGCUGAAAAAUGGAAGAUGGGGGCGAAGAAGACUUUGCUGGAGUGGGUACGCCAGACAGUCACCAAGAAGUUUGGUAUAAUUGUGAAUGACUUUGGAACGAGCUGGCGGGACGGCACUGCAUUCCUUGCUCUUAUCCAGUGUAUCAACCCUCGCCUUGUGAAUCUACAAACAAUGAUCCAGAUGACGAAUAAAGCGCGACUGGAGGCUGCGUUCCGUAUAGCUGAGAGAGGCCUGGGCAUCCCUUCCCUUCUGGAUGCUGAGGAUGUGGAUGUUGACAAGCCGGACGAAAAAUCAAUCAUGACUUACGUGGCAUCAUUCCUUCACAAAUUUCCAGAACCUGGAACCUCUACAGUUCCACCCUGCACCAGCCCAACUUUGGAGGCAGCUGGUGCAGGAGAAAUGCUUAGUGAGAUAGAGAUGGAGUACACCGAACUGACCACAUGGCUUUCCCACACAUCUAAGUGGCUGGACACCCUCCACGAUCCAGCCAAGCAUGGCAACAUCAACUAUGAGAGAUUCAAAGCCCUAAAGACAGAAGCAGAUGAGAAGAGGUUAAUAUAUGAAAAACUUCAUGAACUAGUUGAAUCUCAGUCAUCUGUCAUAUCAAUCACAACUGACUCCUGGGCUGACAUUGUGGCAUCCUGGAACAAGGUUUCGCAGCAGCUGUCUCAUUGGAUGUGGCUCUUGGAUGCAUCACUGCCCGGUGCUCUUGGUCCAAUAGGAGAGUGGCUGAGUCGCGCUGAAGCCAUGCUGGGCACUGAGGUCAAGCUGUAUGGCAAGAAUGAUGAGAUUGCCACUCUUCUAAGUAAAAAGAUCGAGGAACACAAAACAUUCUUUUCCAAACUGCCGUCCAUUAUAUCAAGCUUUGAGGCUGUGAAGACUUCCAAGGAUGCAGCAUCCAUCCCCAAGCAGCAGCUGGAGGGCAUUGAGCAGCGCCUCAAUACCAUUGCUCCUCGUGCUGCACGGAGGAAGAUUAAACUCAAGUACCUGGAACAUAGAUAUUGUUUGGUAGCAUUCCUAAUCCUUGUGGAAGCAAAACUCAAGACUUGGGCUGUGAAAUAUGGCAAGGAACAUGAAGUACAACAAAUCCUCGCAGAGUACAGAUCCUUUGUUGGGACACGUAACAUAUUCCAAGAAUUUGAUCGAGCCUUCCAUGAGAUGCAGCAGGUGUCUGAAGCAUACAAGAAGGACAGUGAACUUAGUAAAGCUGAGAGUGAUGGAAUUGCUAAGUUCCUACUUGAAAUAAAUGAACGCUGGAAAAAUGUAUCAGUGGAGUUGCGAUGCAUCCAGAGCCUGCUUGAAGAAGUCAUUGCUUACUGGAAAAAGUUUUUGGACCUCACAGAGCAGUUUGAGGCUUGGCUGGACCGCUCUUUGGUCAAGGUCAAAUUGCCUGAGAAGGAGAAGAUGAACUACUUUCAGGACCUUGGGGAGUGGAAGGAGAAACAUGAUGAGAUGGAUGAGACUGGGAAUUUCCUGGCAGCCACAUGUCGACCAGAGGUGGCUCAAGAAAUCCGAGAGAAACUCUUUUUCAUCAACAAGAAGUGGGAAGACCUCUUCCAGUACGUGCAGCAGUACCUACAUCAGGGGCAGAUUAUCCGGACUAAGAAUGACUACCAGUCAGGACAGGACCGUCUGGAGCUGUGGCUUGAGAACACAGCACUGCUUCUUAAUGCCACAAAUGCCUGUACUGUUGAGGCCAUUAGGGAGUAUGGAGAAAAACUGAAGAAACUGAACAGUGAAAUAGAGGACAUGGAGCUACUGUUCAAGACCAUUUCCAAGGCCUUCCAGUCCCUUGUGCAGGACCUCACCCCAGAUGAGAUAGAGAGGAUGAUGUGGUCUCUCAAGCAGGAGAAAGAAGAACUGGUGCGCCUCAGAGCUCUCAUUCCACAAAAAAUGUACCUCAACACUCAGAUCAUUACACAGUUAGAGGCUGUUGAAAAUGGCAUCACAGAGAUCAACCAGUGGCUGGAUGAGGGAGAGGCUCUUCUUGGCUCCUUUAUUGUCCAUGGCACAAAUGAGAGCAUGCAGCAGCAGCAAAGCAAACAAAAAAGCGAAGACGGUGAGCCUCCUUUACCCUUCAGUGGCAUCAUUGACAUGGCAAGGAGCCAAAUUGAGCAACACAGGACUUUCUUCUCACGGCAAUUGUACUACAAAUCAAUGCUGGACACCAAGAAUAGGGUUUAUCAGAAUCUUCUGAGGACUACAAAUGGAGGAGAAAACUUAGAUGUUCAACAAGUUCAGGACAAAAUCAAUGAAAUUAAUGCCAGGUUCACUAAAAUCACUUCACUGUCUGCCAACUGGGAAACUCGUAUGAGUGAAAGCAUCAGGUGUUGGCAAAGCUACAAAGAAUGUGAAACAGAGGUCACUGAAUGGAUCACUAGUGCAGAAAAGCUCUUCCAGGAGAAAGCCAUUACCACUAAAAGCUAUUUGGAAACACAUAAGGACUUUUUCAUCAAUGCUCCUGAGCACCUCCUCCUAAAGGUGGUCACCUCAGGUCAGGACCUGCAGAAGUAUGUGGCUGAUUCCGAGAAGGAAGCCAUCAAUGUAGCAAUCAAGAGUAUACAGAACCGAUGGGACGAUGUCAUGUGUCAUGCUCCUCUUCAUCUGCUGAAGCUGGAGUUCCGUCUUGAUGAAAAUACGUUCCAAAUGUAUGUUCGAGACAUUGAAAAGGAGUUGAAUUGUGAACAGAAUUCUUACAAUAAGAAUGAAAAUGUGGAAGCUAUCAGACGAAGGCAUGAGGAGUUCUUUGCUGAAAACUUGAUUACUCGAAUUGAGGAACUGCUAGACAACAUGGAUGUGUCAAGUCAAGAAUUUCUUAAAAAGAAGGAGGACAGAAGCUUACUGGAAGAUUGCCAACGGUGCACUGUGCAAUGGUUGGACUUACAGACCCGCAUUGGCACCAUGGCCUCUCAGUUGGACCAGAUCCCAGAGCGCUGGAAGGAAUAUGAGAACAAAGUUGAAGAAACUGUUUCUUGGAUGGAUUGUGUAAAUGACUGCUUAAAAGAAGUAAAUAGAGAAACAUCAUGUGCUGAUGAAUAUGAGAAGCUGAAGGGAAAGUUUGUGGAUGUGUGUGGAGAUCUGGAGGGGAGGCGUGAAUCCAUGAAGUGGCUGGUGCAGAUGCUGGACUCCCUGAUCACUCACAUCCCUGAGGAGGAUGGACAGUAUGAACAACAGAAACUUGAGUCUCUUGUGAGUCGAUACAAGACUCUCAUACCCACUAUUGAAGCAACCCUUGUCCGUGCUGAAACUAAUUCCAAGUGUUACCGAUACAGAGAAGACAUCAACAAAAUUGUGUUGUCACUUGACAGUAUUGUGAAAAAGGGUGCAAGAGAUACACAACCAGAGAACCUUGAAGCAAUCCUGCAGUACAUCAAAGAGCAAGAAGCAGUAGUGCAGCAGCUAGAGGGUCAAAGAGACAACAUUUUCUCAACCAUCCAGCGGGGGAAGGACCUCAUGAGGGACCAAAAUGCACCACUUUUUGUUAGUGCUAUGCUGCAAAUGCUUGAAGCAAAAUGGAAUGAAGCUUAUAAUGGAUCAGUUGAUAAAUUCAAUAAAUUGAAAAGCACUCAAAAAGUAUGGUCUGAUUACAGUGAUCAAAAGAAUGAAAUAUUGAAGUUAAUAGCACAAGCAGAAUCUGAACUCUCAAGCAUUAUCAAUCAUAAUAACCCUCAACAAGUUGCUAAUGAGCUCAGCAACAAACAGGAGAUGAAUGACCACUUAAGUGAAACAACUGACCAGAUGUUACGAAAGUUACAUAACCACUCCAAUAACCUUGCCAAACUUGCUAAUCCUGAAAGAAAACCUUUACUAGAGAAAGAAGUCAUAGAAAUUGAACAGCGAAUGCAGACAGUUAUUGAUACUGUAUCUCAGAAAAUUGAAUUUUUGGAACAGUUGAAUGUGAAGUGGGUUCACUUCACUGGUACAUUACAAGAAUUGAAGUCGUGGCUUACAAAUGCACAAAACACCCUGGAGCGUCUUGUAACUCUUGAAAUGACACCUGAGGACAGGAAUACCCAAACAAUUGAACUACAAAGUAAGAUUAAUGAAAAAUUGGCUGUCAUUACAACUUUAGAGGAGGAAGCUGAAGAACUCCUUGAAGGAGAACCAUCUAAUGAUGCCCUUCAGUUCAGUGGUGAACUUGGUGAACUAAAGAUGAACUUUAGCAGUUUAAGCAGACAUACAGAGAAGCAUGCAGAGACUGUACAAAGUGAUCUAAGACACUGGAAGGAUUAUCAGAAAGAACUUAGAGAAAUAAAGCCUUGGUUGGAAGUUGCUGAAACCAAAGUUGCUGUUGGACUAGGUAAACCCAACUCAAUGCAAGAGGCAAUCCAGUAUUCUGAGCAAGCAAAGGAAUUUGAGAAACAGUGUGAUGACUGUUUGGAAAAGCUUCGCUCAGUUUCUUCUAAGAGUGCUCAAGUGGCACGCAUCUGUCCAGUUGUUGAUGAAAUAGAUGCUCUUCAUUCCCGAUGGGCUGCAAUUCAUGAUGUUGCUUUGCAAUGGAGUGAAAAAUCAGAAUCUCUUCUUCUUGAAUGGGAAGAUUUUAAUCAUAAAUGUGAUGCUGUAUCUUCAUGGAUCCAUCAAGUGGAGGAACGUUUAGAAAAAGCUAGUGAGUAUGCUCCUACAGUGUUCCGCCUUGAAGACCGACUGAGUACCCUUAAGGAUGUUGUCAAAGAGAUUGGUGAAAAACAGACGGAUGUUAUAAAUCUCACUGGUGUUGGAGACCACAUUGUUACCAGCAUGGGAAAUGAAGGAAGUGCCUCCAUCAAGUCCACAAUAAUAGAUCUGAAGAAUAUGAUUACAAAGUUAAGUGAUGAAGUGCAUAAAAUGAAAAAUGAACUCUCAGAUGUGGCAAUUGUUCGUCAAGAAUUUGUUGCUAAAGUGGAAAGCCUUGAAUCAUGGUUAAAUAACUUCAGCAACCAGUUAGAUGAACUUGAAGACAUAGAUGUGGAUGAGCUGGAUGGCUGCCCAGACACAGUGCAUCGCUUACAGCAGGAACACGAUGAAAAGCAAGAUGAAGUCACAGCUCUAGCAGAGGAGUGCCGGGAUGUAGGGGACCGGUGCACGGGACGGGACCGUGAUGACCUCUUUACACAGUUUGAUGAUGCAGAGGCCAGAUUCGAGGGUUAUGGGGAAUUGAUCAUGACCAAAAAACCAGCACUUCUCAAAUGGAAAGAGUUUUGGGAAUGGCACAAUAAUACUGAUGAUGCAUUAAAAGGCAUUAGUCAGCAACUUGAGACUAAGAUAAAUCUUGAUAACCUGACACAGAUAAAGAAAGAACUAAGAAACCUUCAAGAGCAGUGUCGCUCAUGGGAUGAAGAGUCUUCUGAUCUUGCAGACCUAUUUAAUAAAGCUUCUGUGACUGUGAGAAAUCCAGACACUGGAUCUGUAUUAGAAAUAGAAAGCAAUGUGAGUGACUUUAAAAAGAGAAUGGAUCAAGUGGAGAGUAAUCUUGAUGACAAACAAGAUGAGUUGCAGGAAGUGAAUAACUUAUGGGAUGGAUUCCAUAAAGCCCAAAAUACAUUAAGUGAGUUUUUAGACAACAUAAACAACAGAGUUACAGAUGAGGAACUCAUCCAGAGCACAAAUGAAGGAGUCCAAAAUCUGUUAGAAACUAUUGAAGAAUCCCUCAAAGAAAUAAAAUCAGAGCUUAAAACAAAGGAUAAGUUGCAUGAUUUAGGACGCAACCUGAUGUCCUGUGACUCACCCCAAUUAGUGUCCAUCCAGAACAUCCUGACAGCAGUGGAUGGUCGCUGGGACAGAUUACAAAAUAUGUUGUAUGAAAUGCAGGCCAAGUUUACUGGUAUUGCUUCCCUGUGGAGGCAGUGUAUAGAGGGACAAGAAAGUCUGCAAAAUGCAACUACAGAAGCACAAGAGAACAUUGAGACCCUUGAAAAUACAUCCAUAGAAGCUGGUAGUGUUCAAACAAUGAUUAAUCUUUGUAAAAAGACAACAGAUGCACUUCGUAAAACCAGACCUCAGCUGGAAAAUUUCAUCACGAAAUCACAGCAUCUCUGUCAACAGCUGGAAAGUGUGGAAGGGUUUGACUCAAGUGAUGUGCAUAAACAAGCACAAGAAGUUCAAAAUAAAUGGCAGAGUAAAAUGGAUCAUCUCAACCAAUUGUCACAGAAUCUUGAAGGACAACUUGCUCUUUGGAAGCAAAUUUUACAAGGUCGUGAUGAACUACUUACUUGGCUAACAGAUAUCACUGAAGCUUUAGAAGAUACUCAAACAAAAGAUAGGGAGAAAGCAUCAGAAAAAUUAGAGAAAUAUAAGAAUAAUUUGCCAAAUUAUGAAGGCAUGUUCCGUACCCUUCAGAGCCGUGCAAAGCAGCUUGAGUCAUUGAAUUAUGGGACUUCAAUUGAUAAGAUUGAAGAAAUAAUUAACUCAGUAACAACUGAAUUUGAGGAAGCUGAAGCUUCUGCUUCAAAACUUAGUGCACUACUUGAUGAAAUAAGUGAACAGGAAGCCAGUAUCAUUGAUGACAUUAAAGAAAUCAGUGAAGCCUUAGCUCACAUUCGUGACCGAGUAAUGAAAUGUGAAGAUGUUACAGGUGAUGAUAAAAAGAUUCUUGCCCGCUUAGAUGUUGCCAGAAAAAUUGAUGAUGAACUUGAAGAAUAUGCUGAGAAAAUCAAGACCAUUAAGUCUGAUAUUGAAGAACUCAAGGAAAGUUUCAAAGGUUUUGAAGCCAGCAAAUUAGCAAAGGAAUUUGUAGCUCUUGAAAAGAAAUACGAAGUUAUAGAAACACAGUCAUCGAAAGCUUAUACAAAUCUUUACUAUGUAAUUGAGAAACAUUACAAAGAUAGACUUAAGUCACUUCAGAGAUUUAUUGAAGUUCACAAAGAAAAAAUUGUGUGGUGUCAAGGAGAACCAAGUAAUGAUAGAUAUGGUGUUGAAGCAAAACUUUCUGCAUUAUCAGACAUAAAAGCAAGUUUGAAACUUGGUUCUGCAAAGAAGAAGGAGGUUGUCACAAGCCAAGACCUGUACGAGCAAAUAGUAGAUGAUGAAGAUAUUGAAGAGGUACAAAAUGAAUGUGAAGCAGCCUUCACAGAAUUGAAGGAACUAGAUGACAGUCUUGCUGAGUGUCAGACUUCCUUGAAUGAAGCCUUGGCUCUGUGGCAGCAGUACGAAUUGAUGACAGAGAAUCUGAGUUCCUGGUUGAAGGAAGCUGAAUCACGUAUGCGUACUGAAACCAUGAACCAGAUUGAUAUAAGUAUGGUUCAAGAGAAGAUUGAAGAAACUGAAGCUCUUCUAGAGGAAGUGAAUAGCCAUGAUGAUGAACUAUAUGAACUCAUGGAAAAGACUGAAGAACUUAUAGAGAUCAACACUGACUGUAGGGCAGGAGAAUAUGCCAAUCAGUUACAGAGCAGGAUGCAAGCACUUGUUAAGUUUUGUAAUACAUUCCUAAGUAAACUUAAUCAGUUAACUAAAGAUCAAAAACUUUAUGGGGAAACUAUUGUAAAAAUGGAGCAAUGGUUGAAAGAUGCCGAAGAGAAACUCAAGGGCUUUGAGCAGCUGACCCGUGGAGGAGGAAAACCAACUGUGGCUUAUCAGUCCAAACUGCAGAGUUUGAAGUCUUUUAUUGAAGAAAAGAAAAAUGGCCAGCAUUUGUUGAAUGCAGUGGUAGAACACGGAGAAGAUUUAUUCUCUGCCAUCACACCCGAAGGACGAGAAAAGAUACGAUCAGAUCUCAGAAAGCUUAGAGAUACCUGGGAGGCUCACCUGGAUAAAGUGAAUCAGUUGUACAAACGUGUUGAAAGUAUAAUAAUGCAAUGGUCCUCUUUUGAUGACAACUUUAGUCAAGCAUCCAAGUGGUUAGAGGAAACUCAGAGUAGAGCUGGAGCUGAAUUUGAAUUAAAGCCAACUUUGUCUGAAAAGAAAGCACAACUGCAACAGUACAAAACUAUUUAUCAAGAUAUAAAUUCCCAUGAAAGCAUGAUAUAUGGGCUAAAAGAAAAAGUAGAAUUUUUGACAGAUGAGGAGACUUCAGAGACUGUAGAUGACAUGAUUGAUCAGUAUCAGGAAAUGGUAUCAGAGACUCAAAGAAGGAUUGGCCUCUGUGAGGAAUAUAUACAGCAACAAGAAUCUUUCCUCUAUCAUUUAGAGAAGUUUAGAGAUUGGCUUACUUCACAGAAGGCAGAACUAUCUAUGUGUUCUGAUGUUUCACCUGAAAGUAGUGAUGCACAGAUGAAGAUGAACAUUCUUGAUUCACUUGAAGAACAUGAAGAAGAGGGACAGGUACUUGUAGAUAUGUGUGAGAAAAGCUUAAAGUUAACUUUAAAAAAUACUGAACCAUCAGGGCAUACAGCAAUUAAAGGAGAUCUUGAUAUACAAAAGAAAUGCUGGCUAACUUUGCAGUCUGAUAUAACUGAGGGCAAAAGGAAGUUGCUUGAAGUCAUGUCUCAGUAUAAUGAAUGUGAAGACAAGGUUCAGACGUUGAAGAACUGGAUAAAAAGUAUUGAAAUUAGAGUUAAAGAUCAGUCCCUCAAAAGCAACCUAGAGGCAAAGGAGAAUCAUUUUGAUCACCUUAAAGAACUAGAAAAGGAGAUCAUUGACAAAGGACCAGAAAUCAGUGACGCUCUGUCACAGGCUCAGAACAUUGACAGUGAAGGAAAACAUGCUGUUCAGAUAUCUCAGAUAUUCUCUCGCUAUCAGGCUCUCAAGAAUGCACUGAAGGAGAUGAUAAGUAGGUAUGAACAAUUUAUACGUGAGCAUAGAUCAUUUUUGGAGAAGUAUGAAGAAUGCACAGAGUGGGUUGAUGCUCUGGAUCAUGAUUUAAGAGAACAUGCUGAAGUUGUGGGUGACAUGAAGAUUCUACAAAUGAGACGAAAGAAAGUAGAGCAACUCAUUGAACUGAAAUCAAGCCAAAGUAGCAAGGUUGAUGCUGUGCUUGAGCUGGGUGAGCGACUAUAUUCACACACAGCUCCCGAUGGCCGGGAAAGCUUGCGCCAGAGUCUGCGGGAUUUGAGAGAGAGGUGGGAAGGCUGGUGUGAGUCAGUUACCAGUGCUGGCUCUACCCUUGACCAGUGUCUACAGCAGUUCUCAGAUUUUUCAGGAGCACAGGAGCAGCUCACUCGCUGGCUUCGGGAUGUAGAACUUGCCAUGCAGCAACACACUGAGUUGAAGAAUUCCCUCCAGGAGAAAACAGCUCAGCUGCAGAACCAUAGACUUGUCCAUCAGGAAAUUCAGGCUCACCAGAGUCUUGUGGAAAUGGUGUGUGAGAAAGCCCAAGCUCUUGUCAAUCAGACACAGGACAAGACACUAAAUGUGUACAUACAAUCAAUUCAAACUCUCUUCCACAACAUUGUGCUGAAAAGUCGAGACCUGCAGGACAAGUUGGAGCUGUGUGUGCAGGAUCAUGGUCAGUUCAACUCAUUGUGCAAGAGCUUUGGUGACUGGCUGAAUCUACAGCGUGACCAGCUACACCUGUGUGCCGAUGUGUCAGGUGAAAAGUCUGAUCUUGUCAAAAAGCUGGACAACUUGAAGGACCUAGAAACAGUACAUGGUACUGGGGAGAAAAAAUUGACAGAAUUACGCAAACUUGGCGAAAAGGUUUCACUGAGCACCUCAGAACGAGGUGGGAAGGCCCUCAAAGCCACAGUUACAUCCAUGGAAGAUGCCUGGAACCAGCACAUUGCAAACGUUGAUGAUGUUCGGAACAACCUGAAAACAACCCUUGAACAAUGGAAGAGGUUUGAGGAUAUUGAGAAACAUUCCUCUUGGUGCAAAGGAAUGGAGUCAUUCUUUAAAGAUCAACCUCUCUGUGCCACCCUUGAGGAGAAGCAAGCUCAAACUGAAGUCUUGUCUCAGAAGCGGGAGGAAGUUGUUCAGUACGAGAGGGAAAUUGAUAUAUUUGUUGACCAGAGUCAUGCACUUGUCCGUGUCUCCAAUGUUGACCGGCUGAAGCCACUCAUCACUCAGCUGAGCAACAAGUAUCAGAGCUUACAUGUCCUCACCAAGGAAGCUGUUACAAAGUGGAGAGGUAUUGUGACAGAUCAUGAGGCAUUUGAAGAGAAGUUUGAAGAAAAUAGUAAAUGGUUAGACAAAGUUGAAGAAGCUUUGGAUGAAUAUCUCAGAGAAACAGAUCCUGAGAAAAAGAACAUCCAGUUGCAACACCUCAUGAGUGAACGUGAGCAAGUUACUCACCGCCUGGCUUCCAUAACUACCAGUGGUGAGAGACUCUACCCAGACACUGCUACAAAUGGCAGAGAAAAGCUGCGGCAAGACUUGAGGGGCAUGCGUGAGCACUGGGAGAAGCUUGAGGAAUCCAUGAUGAAUGAACAGCGCAAACAAGAAGCUCAAUCCAUGCAAUGGUCUUCCUUCUCAGACAGCAUCCAGACAGCCCGCAACUGGCUGGACAACAUGGAAAAGACGAUUGUUGUUGAUCCCUCCAAUUGGUUAUCACUUCAGGAACUUCGAUCAAGGCUACUUAAGUUGAAGACGACCCUUCAAGACAUCAUCUCACACAAGCGAGUGUUGGAUACUGUGAAGGAACGUGCUGGCCACUUGCUGCUGGCAUCUCCGAGCAAUAAAGAAGUUAUGGAAUCAAUGAAAGAAGUGGAGCACAGGCAUGAGAUCCUCUCUUCAAAGACCAAGAAAAACAUUGAAGACUUAGAGUGGCUAACAGACAGCCUUACCACACACCAGGACCUCUCAUCCUCCCAGUCUGAGUGGCAAAAGGAAAUGUGGGAAAAACUUCAUUCUCUUACUGAUUACUCUGGAAACAAAACUCAACUACAGCAGCGCCUUGACCGGGUGACUGAGCUAGAGGGUGGCAAAUGUGACGGCAGGAACAUGAUUGCUCAGAUUGGUGCUCAUGCCAAUCAGCUGAUGGCUAAACUCCCUGCCAGAGCGAAAGAAACACUGGAACGUGACAUCAAUGGGAUGAAAUACGAGAUGGCCAAGUUUGCCAGCACUCUUGCUGAUGUGAAACAUGGCCUGGAAGAGAGACUGCAGCAGUGGACAGAGUAUGAAGGCACCUUUGAUCGCAUAAUUUCAUGGCUCAAUGAAUCUGAAGCAUUGCUGAAAAAUUAUGGCCCCAAAAAUACCCUCCAGGAAAAGACUGAUCAGCUAGAUCGCUUCCAGGAAUUCCUGCGAGUAGUAGAUAGCCGGCAUAUGCUUGUGCACGAAUUCAUUGCAAUUGCUGAUAAUCUUGAACAAGGCCUUGUCUUCAGCAUCACACAAAAUCAGGUUGAGAUUGACAAGAUGAGUGAUGAUUCUUCUGACCUGGUGGGAAUUUCUGGUGACACUCGAAUCUCUGUUAACGUGCAGCAGAUCACAUCCAGGUUCAAGGCCAUCCAAGUCACUUCCAAGGACAUCUUGAAGAAAUGUGAAAGUGCUGUGAGUGACCAUAAGGCUUUCAUAGACAAGUACAACCAGAGUGUUAGCUGGCUAACAGCAGCACAGGAUAAAUUAGCCAGAUGUGUGGAAAUGCAGGGAGACAGAAGCACUUUACGCAAGAGAAUGGAAAUAGGAAAUGAAUUGCUAGGAGAAAAACAGACUGCCUUAUCUCUAUUAAAUACAACUGUAGAACUAGGAGAGAAAAUCUACCCUUCAACCUCAGAAGAUGGUAGGGAAGCCAUAAGAAUUCAACUGGAGGACCUACAGGGAACAUUUGAUACCCUGUUUGACAGUUGUGCCACAAUGGAAAGAGACCUUCAGAAUAAGCUGAGCCGAUGGACCACCUUUGAAGAAGCAAGUGAGCAACUAAAAUUGUGGCUGAAAGAGACCCAGGCUCAAAUACCUGAUGAAAUUGAACUUAAAACAACCCUAGAUGAAAAGCGAGCUCAACUGCAAACCUACAGAGUUCUUGUGCAUGACAUUCUUGCAAAGCAGCAGACUCUUCUAGACGUGCGAGACAAGGCUGAGAGCCUUCCAGAGAGGUCUGAUCGUGUAAAAUCAUUUUUGGAAACAGCAUCAGCCCAUCAUCAAGAAAUGCUUACUCGUAUUCAGUCAUAUCUAGAGCAAUAUGAGGGCAUUGUUAGUGACCACCAGCAAUAUAGCAAGGCAGUUUUUGAGACACAAGAGUGGCUAGAAGCAACUCAUCACCAAGUAGCAAUGUGUGAUGAGUCUCACUGUGAUCACAUAACUCUUCAUGCUAAUCUGGAAAAACUCAAAAACCUUCAGCUCAGUCUUCCUGAAGAAGAACCCCGAAUAAAUCAAAUAAGAACACUUGGAGAGAAAGUAAUCCCAGGCACAGUAGAGUCUGGCCAGAUUUAUGUGCGUAAUCAAAUUGAUUUAACACAGCAGGAAUGGCAAGGUCUUGUGUCCACUGUCUCUUCUACCAUAGAGAAGCUUGAAGCUACAUUAUGCCAGUGGGGAGACUUUGAAUCAAUGAAGGAUGCCAUUCAAAAGUGGCUGCGUGAAACAGACAAUAAGCUUCAUGCUAUUAAUCUGAAUGUUACUUUGUCAGAAAAACAGGUAACUCUUGAAAUUUUAAAAUCUCUACAAGGUGAGGUGCGAGCCAAAGAAUUGGAAAUUGACCAGCUGACAGAACGAGCCCAGAAUCUGUACCAGGGAAGCAACUCUUCACGUGGCUCACAAGUCAGUGAAUUGUGUGCUCGCUACCAGAGAAUAUCUAAAAAGGUGAAAGACGUCCACUCUCGAUGGCACCAGUAUGUCAGUCAUCAUGCAGACUUUGACAGCAGAGUUACUGAGUGCCAUAACUGCUUACAAGACAUUAAGAAGAAACUUAGCUAUUGUUCAGAUCUCUCAGCUACCUCUCAAGAAGAUCUAGAUAAGAAAAUGGAAACUAUCCAAGAUCUUCUGUUAUAUAAGGAGGAGGGUUUCUCAAAGGUUCAAGGUACAGUGGAACUUGCUCAGACUGUCCUAGCUAACACAGCUCCACCUGGUCAUGAAAGAAUCAAUCAGGUAGUUGAAAAUUUGCAGCAAGACUGGAGUACUCUUGCCUCAAAAAUGGUGGAAACAAAAACAUACUUAGAUGAAACUAUUCAUCGAUGGGCAGGCUUCCUGGAGAACAUCCACCAGCUUAACAAGACCAUUGAGCAUGUUGAGCAUACCUUGUCUGAUGUAAGCCAAUUCCAAUCAACACUCUCAGAAAAAAGAGCUCAACUGGAAAGGCUUAAAAGCUUAGAGGAAAAACUUAGAUGUGAAAAGUAUGAAGUUGAAAGUCUAAAAGUCAAAGCUUCAGAAAUGUUAGCAAGUGGACAGCAAGCUCAGGCUGCAUCACAAGCACAACACAUCCUAAGGCAGUUUGAGAACCUGUCUGACCGCAUCAAGUCUUUGCGUGGAGAGCGGGAGACACAGUACCGGGAUCACCGGCAUUACAAGGAGGCAUAUGAUGACCUGCAUGCCUUUGUUAACCGUACCCGUGACAAGAUUCCAGCGUUGAAGCAAAAGAAUUUAGGAGACAGACUUUCAAUUGAGACAGCUGUGCAAGCUCUGGACACCUUGUUGACCCGACAGGCCCAGGGGCAAAUAUUGGUAGAUCAACUGAUGCAUCGAGGAGAAGUGUUUUUACACUCCACCUCUUCUUCUGGCCAAGACAACUACAAGAAUGAGAUGCGGGCUGUGAAAGAGAGCUUUGAGGAGGUUUUCAAAGAAAUUUCCAAGCAAAAACAGAACCUUGAAAAAACUGUGAUUCAGUGGCGAGAUUAUAAGGAUGAACAUGAGAAACUUUCAGAUUGGCUACAAAAGGCAGAUGCUGAUAUGAAGGCUUACAAAACCAUGUUGUAUGCCAGUAUUGGUGAGAAGACUCAACAAGUAAACAAUGUUAAGGAUCUGUUAGAAAAUCUAAACAAGCAUGAACCUCAAUUGAAAAAGCUGAAUGAUCUAUCCAAAACCUUACAAGAAACUCACCUUGAUUCUUAUGUACAAAAUCAGAUGCGUCAUCUGAACUCAAGGUACCACGUGUUGGUAAACAUGGCCAAAGAUGUCCUUAGAAAGGUGGAGGCCAGCUUUGACCAGCACAAACAAUAUGAAAACAAUAUGAAGAAAGCACGAGAAUGGAUGGACAAUGCCCAGAUGGUUGUCAGGGACUGCAUGGAUAUGUCACCAGAUUCUGGAAAAGAAAGUAUUGAGCGACAUCUAGAUAUGAUUCAAGCAUUGAUGAGGAAACAGGAAGAAGGGCAGUCAUUAGUUCACCAUGCUGUCAACUGGGGAGAGAAGGUACUGCGCAACACACGUUCUGAUGGUCGGGAUGCCAUCAAUGACUCUAUGGAAAGCUUACAGAGUGACUGGGACAAACUCAUCAAGAAGUUAUCUAAUGCAAAGGUGUCUUUAGAGACUAACCUUCUACAGUGGGCUGAUAUGAGUGCCUCAUACAACAAUAUGCAGCAGUGGAUAAGUGAAAGGGAAGCAAAGCUUCAGCAACUCACUUCAGCAGUGACUGCUGCCAACAAAAAGACCUCAGGACUCUCUCACAGAGUAUCCUCCCUGACUAUUGGGGAGCGCAAGGCUAAUCUUCGACGAACUAAUAGCAUCGUGCAGGAUAUAGUUUCCUUUGAGCCAAUGAUUGAGUCAGUGACAUCUAAAGCUACAGAGAGUCAAGCCAGCCAGAUGAAGAGCAAUGCAUCAGAAAUCUCCAAUAAGUACCACAAUUUGAGUAAACAGGCAAAGGAACUGUUAGAGAAACAGAAGGAUAUGGUUGACCACCAUCAAGAAUUUGUUGAUGCAGGUAAUGAAUUUAUGCACUGGCUCAGAGCUGCCAAAGAGAGGAUGGCUAAAUGUGCAGAGCCAACUGGGGACAAAGACACUAUAAGUGGCAAGGCAACUGUUCUUAAGAUGUUGCAGAAUGAACAGGAGGAAGGACAAAAGAAGUUGGAUAAGGCUUUCACUCUGGCAGAAAAAGCAUGUAAUCUAGCAGAUGAUGAGGACAAGGAGGUGAUAGAAGAAGAAGUUGCAUUUCUGCAGGAUGAGUUUGAUAAUUUCUUGGGACAAGUUGGUAAAACAAAGAAUCUUCUUGAGAUGGGCAUAGUCAAGUGGACAGAAUAUGAAGACAAAUUUAGGGAAUGUGAGGAUUGGCUUGGCAAAAUGGAUAAAAAGGUUCAGAGUUACAAUAAGCUCCAAAAUACUGUUCAAGAAAAGAGAGCAGUGUUGGAAGAAUUCCAAGGAACCUUACAGAUGAUAUUUGAUUGGCAGAAGACUCUUGAUCUAUUGAAUAUGCGUGCACAGCUGUUGCUCGAGACUUGUGCUGACUCUCGUGUGAGUAAUGCAGUCACACAGCUCACCACUAAGUAUAACACAUUACUGUCCCUCGCUAAGGAAGUAAUGAGGCGUCUAGAGAUGCAUUUCCAAGAACACCACCAGCAUAACCAACUCUACAGUGAGUGCAAUGAAUGGAUUGAAAACACUCGCAGGAAACUCACUGAUGUUUAUGGUGAAGCUACAAGCUUGGUAGAACUCAACAAACAGUUGACUGCUGUGAAAACUAUCAAGAACACUUUGGAAAAUGGCCAGCACAAACUUCGUUAUGUUUUGGAGCUUAAGGAAAGGGUGAUAAUGAACACAGAGCAGCAAGGUGCAACGAGAAUACAAGAAGAUACAGAAAGUGUACGCAAAGAUUUUGAAAAAUUAAUGGCAGACAUAUACAGUUUCCAUCAAAGUGUAACUACAAAAAUCUCAAGACGAGAAGAGACAGACAAGAUGCGUGAUACUGUUGCUGAGUGGCUGGAAGAACUCAACACAAAGGCCUGUGAGCAAGGUGUGGUCUUCAGUGAACUCAGCGAUAAGCGCGCUGCGCUAGAGAAGUACCGCAUCCUCCUGCGUGACAUUGUGGCUCACUUUGACAUGGUGGAACGUCUUGCUGGGAAGACAACUGAUGAGGGAUACUCUCAGGAAGAGAUAGAUGAAUGUUUGAAUAAAUAUGACAACAUAAAGAAAAAGGUCAUGGAUAAUAUCAAAACUCUUGAAGUGUAUGUCAAAGAACAUGAGUCCUACCACUGUGCUGUGAUGGAAGCUAAUGACUGGCUGAGGAAGACCCGUAUCACAAUGCAGCAGUUUGCUGACAGCCAUGGGGAGAAGAAAGAGGUGAUUGAAAAACAGCAGCAACAGGAAGACAUUGCUGAAGAGUUAAUUGAAGGUGAAGAACUAAUAGAUAAGGCCAUUGAUCUCAACAAAGCUCUGAGGGGUUCUACAUCAAAGGAAGGACAGGAGACACUGUGCAGUGAAGCCAACAGUCUGCGCAUGGAGUGGGAGUCUCUGCAGCAGAUGAGCAUUGACAUCCGCCGUACUAUGGAGAAGUGCCUGCAGACAUGGAAUGAGUUCACAGAGAGCCACAAGGACUUCUCUGACUGGCUUGAACACUUCCAGCAACAAAUGAAAAAUGAACCUGAGGAGCCCACACCGGAAGACCUUGAGAACUGGAAGAAAUCUUUGCAGGAGCUUCUUGAGGAGGCAAACGCUAAGAAGGUCCAUCUGGAGGUGCUCAAUGACCGAUGUGAGGUGCUAAUGGACUACAGUGCCCACACCCCUGUGAGGGACAUGACUGUUCAGCUCCAGGCAGCCUACACCAAUGCCCUCACAAAUCUACAGAGUCUGGUUGUGGUGGCACAGAAGACUUUGACAGACCACACAGAAUUUAUCACUUCAAAAGCUGAAUUUGAAGAAUGGCUAGGGCGUGCCCAGGGUACAGUCAAUGACUGCCAGGAUGAUGAGGGCUCUGAGGCUGAGAUCAGAGACAAGCUCCACACUGUCAAACUGGUGUCAACAAGAGUGUCUGAAGGUCAGCACCUCCUUGGGGUGAUGUCUGAUAACUACACUCAGGCUCUCAACCUCACCCAGCUGGAUCAGCAGGACACCAUUCGUAAAGACUUUACAAAACUAAGAAAUGCUUGGGACCAGUUUAAUAUUUCACUCACCUCAACUUUGUCAAACCUUAAGAGUGCUGUAAAUCGAUGGGAAGAGUUCAAUGAAUCCCAGAGCAGAUUAGAUGCUUGGCUAGUGGAAGUGGAAGAGAUGCUUGUGGAGACACCAGACUCUCGUGGUGAGGUGGCUGAAAUGAAGACUUUUGUGGAGCGCUACAAGCACCUUUCUCUCCAGAUCCAGGAGAAGGAAGAAGAGGUUCAAGCUCUUAUUGAUGAAGCAGAAGAUUUUUCAGAAAAAGCUUCUGAUAAUGAUAUCUUAACACGGAUGGAAGAGGCAGAGGCUAAGUGGAGUCGCCUCAAUAGUCGGUGUAAUGAGAUUAUAACUAAGCUAGAGGAAGAGAUUUCUGACUUCAGUGAGUAUCAGUUUGCCUUACAGGACACAGAGAAGUGGCUUCUUCAAAUCAGCUUCCAACUUAUGGCAGAAAAUGCCCUGUACAUUUGCAAUAGGGAACAGACAGAAGAACAGAUUGAGAGCCACAAUGAGCAAGUGGAUGAAAUAGUUGAAUAUCAGCAAACUCUGGAAGAAGUGAAAAACAAGGGCAGAAAACAGAUUGAUCGUUACAUUGGAACAGUGCCAGCCAUUCAAGAUAAGAUUGAGCACCAGCUUCACAAUAUUCAAGAAAGCUAUGACUCAUUGCUGAGCACAGCUACUCACAUACAGAAACGCCUCAAUGAAUCCUUGGCUAAAUUUGAGGAGUAUGAAGCUACGCUUGAGUCAAUUGAGAAAAAUUUGGAGGAAUGGGAACCUAUUAUUGCAGAAGAAAAUGACACCACCAUCCAAACAAUGGAGGAGGCCAAGUACCACCUGGAAUGUACAAGGUCCUGGCACAGUAAGUUGUUGGGAGAGAAGUCCCGGCUGGCCUUUGCAGUGCAGGCAUGUGAAGCAGCCACUGCCUCCAUCUCCCGACCCAGCUCCCCCCAGGAUGUCAUUUCCCAGUCCAUCCCUGAGAAUGAACUUGCUGUUAGAUCCAAGCUGGAAGAUCUCAUUGAACAGGUCCAAGCCAGAGUAUCAACAAUUAGCAGUUCAGUGAACGAGUUAGAGGAGCUUGGCCGCCAAAAUGAUGCCAUCAAGAAGUGGAUUGAAGAAUACCACAUCAUUGUGCAGGAUUUUAAGAGCCGCCCUGCCAAGUUACGGUCUGAAGCUUCAUCACAUGAAAUAUCUCAGAUGAAUGACCUCCGCACUAAAAUCAUGGAGAAGCAAACUAAUUUGGAUGAGCUGGAAAUAAAGCAGAUGAACUUGGCUCCUGACAUUGCAGAAUCGGAUAUUCGUGAACAAAUGAACCAACUGGAAGAGGAAGUAACUAACCUAAUUGAUUCACGUACUGUUGUCAUUCAACAGAUUGAAGAGUACAGAAGUAAACUUCAGCAGGUCUAUUGUUGGUUUGACACAAUUAUCAAGCAACUGGAAAAAUGUGAUAAGAGUGAAAACUUUGAUUCUGGUAAGAAGUCCACUGAAGUACAGAAGUUAUGGAGUCAGUUUGAAGAUGCUCACUCAAUGCUGGAGGAGCUCAAAGUAAAAGCUGGAGAAAUUAUGGUUGAGCUUUCCAGUUUGGAUGUUCAGCAAGUGGAAGAACAACUGAGAUCAGUUGAGAAGAAAUACACAGACUUACAGAAGCGUGUUGGGAAGAAGAUGCAAGUUAUUGAAAUGACAAGAAAAGGUUAUGAAGAUUCCAAGAAUGACAUCCUCAACUUGCAGACAUGGCUAAGAGAAAAGCUAGAAUAUACCAGGAAUCUUCCUCUCCUAGGGUACACCAGCAAGGCAACAGAAGCCAAGUUAUUGGAGAUCAAUGAUCUUUCCAAAGAGGUCUCAUCAAAGAGAAUUUUGAUCACACAACUUGAGAAAGCAGUUGAGAACUUGAAGGGUGACAUUGAAGAUUCUGAAAUCCUCAAACUUGAGAACAUAUUGAGUAAGAUAACAGAGGAACAAAGAAACAUUUACUCUUCUGUAAUGGAAAUUAAGAAUGACAUGAUUGUGUCAUAUGAAGAACGACGAAGCUUUGAACAGUCCUUAGAUCAGGUGCGGGCAUGGAUCAGUGGCAAAUCUGAUGAAGUGGUUUGCCCAGAACUCCUGCCUCUUAAGUCAGAAAAUGCAGAACGUAUUGUUGAAAAAUACAGACGAUUAGAUACAGAAUUAAAGCAAUAUGCAGAAACAAGUGUUGCUGGUGUUAAAAGACAAGGAAGUGCACUGUUUAAGGAUUGCACAGAUGAAGAAAAAGAGGAUUUGCACGACAUUUUGACAGAAAUAGAUGACAAGAUGAAUAAUGUCCGUCAAACAAUGUCUGGAACACUAAAUCGCCUCUCUAAUCUUUUAGAAGCAAGACGUGACUUUGAGAAAGAAGUUGACAUUGCACAGAAAUGGCUUCAUCAGGCUGAGGUUGCUUUGCAAACUGAUACUAAGAGCCUCAACACUGCUGAGGUUCUGGCUGAGCAACUGAAAAAGCUAGAGACUAUGGAAGAUGAACGUGAAUCUGCAAACAAACGAGUGACCAGCAUUGCCAACUUGUGUGAAGACCUGUUACCUUAUAUAACAGAGACAGAUAAGUUUAGCUUGGGAGAAAUUGUGGCUGAUGUUCAAGACAAAACUGCAAGGGUUAACAAUUCCAUCAGUGACAAAACAGAACAGGUUCGCAAUACUAUUACACUUCUCCGACGCAACAAAGAACGCAUUGUUCAAACAACUCAGUAUUUCUCCUCCAUCCAGAAGGAAAUUAAAGCUCUCAAUAAACCUGUGGGUCGCACUGUAGAUGAAGCUCAGAAGCUUCUAACCUCAUAUCAGGAAAUACUGAGCAAAUUGAAUGAUUUCAGGAAGAACCUUGAUGGGGUUCCCUCUGGAACAGAUGUUAGCAUUGGGGAAAUGCGUGACAUUAUGAAGCAGCAGCAAGAUCUCAGUCAGGUUGUAGAAAAACACAUUAUGAGGGUCCGUCAGCAGAUCCUGGUGAGGCAGCAAUACAUGUCUCUCUUCACAGAGAUCAUUGGAUUCACUAAUCGAUACAAAACUGUUGUGAAGGACAUCGAACAAACUGAAAAAACAGUUAAUGACAAGCUUCGUAAAUAUGGUCUUGUAAUAACUAAGAUACAGGAAUGUGAAGCUCAGUUGACAUCUGCACAAGAUAAAGGCUCAAUAAUCAGUGAAGAAGGAACUGUUGAGGAUCACAAUGCCAUCAUGGAACAGCUGCAACUUAUUAAAAAUAACCUCAGCGCUCUUCGUCGUGAAGUAGAAAAGCGGCACUCAGAACAUGAAGUAUCAGCUGAGAGUCACAAACGCAUCCACAUCGAACUAAACACAACCAUGGAAUGGCUGUUGGAGCAAGAGUCUGAGCUGAAGACUCGGCCACUUCUUACACUGGAAGUGGAGAGUGCCAAUGAAGAGAUUGAAACUCAUGAAGAACUUGCAAAUGACAUUGAGGAACAGUUAAAGAAGAUACGCACCAUCCACGGAAAAGCAAAGUCUGAAACUGGUCUGCCAUAUUUCUUGCAGGAAAGACUGUCAGAAGCAAAAAUGAUUCUGUCUACUUUCCCACUAGAGUUAGACUCUAGACUGAAGUAUCUUCAAGAUGAAAAGAUGCUUCGACUUGACUAUGAAGAUUUUGUGUCCAAAAUUAAUGAUUGGAUCAGCAAGGCUCACAAACGAAUUGUUGACAUUGAUUGUGUUGAUUUUGAUAAUGUGCAGGCAGAUCUUGAAGACCAUCUAGCUUUCUUCUCAAGUGAAGGUUUGAUAGGUGAGUCUCUUGAACAGCUUGGUAACAUUGCUGAGCGCAUUGUUCCAUCCCUGACAAACGAAGAUCAAGACAGACUUACCCAUGAACUUUCACAGCUGACUAAAGAUCUUGAUCAUGUUACUAAGUCAGCCAGGGACCACAAAUCACAGCUUGAGAAAAAUGUUCAACUUGCAUUGGAUUAUAGCAAGAUUUUUGAGCAGGCCAGAAGCCUCAUAGAAGAUGCCAGUAUCAACACUCUUACAAGUGAUAGUGCCAUUAAUGUGGCAGCAUUAAGAGUGAACUUGCAAAGAAUGGACGAAGAGCGGAUGCGCCUCUAUGACCAGAGCCACAUUAUUUCUGACUUUACUGAAAAGGCUAAUGAGCUGCUGCAGCAUGCAAAUAAGACUAGUCAAGUGACUAUAGGCAAUCAACUCCUGGAAAUAACAAAAGAGUGGAAGUAUGCAAUGAGCAACAUGGAGAGUCGCCGUGAAGCACUGGCAUCCCUCAUCAGCCAGUGGCAAGACUAUGAUGUAGCUGUGAGGAGCCUGGAGGUGGGUCUGGACAACCUGGAGCAGCGUCUCAACAAGGAUUUGGACACUACCAUCACAGACAACCAGGACAUGGAUGCUGUCAAGGACACAAUCCAGUCUCUGGAAGAGGAGGCUGAAGACUUUGAGGAGGAGAUUGAGAGCCUACAAGGGCAGGCUGAAGUGGUGCUCCAGUACUUGCACACUGUCAGUGCCGUCGCCUACACCACUGCCAAGGAGAAGCUUGAAAGACUCCUUCGUCGCCAUCCCGAGUUGGUCGAGAGCCUCCGAGGUAAGCUGACGUGGCUGAGCGGCGAGGCGGCCUUCGUGGAGCACCUUCAGGCUCAGUUGGACGACGCCACACGAGCUUUGCACGACGCCGCUACAGAUAUCGCUGCGCUGGACUUGUAUCACCACGACCACGCCGCCGUCCAGGACAAAUUACUGAGUGUUGGAUUACGUGUGAACCAGACAGCCAGCGAGGCCAAACACCUCAUCGGUAAGACCAAGAGCCACUAUAUUACUGAAGGUCGAUCACUCCCGCAGGACGUCGCAAGUCAAUUGUCAAGUCUUGAGCUAGAGGCAGAAAGUCUUGUAGCAAAGAUGGAGGACGAGCACCAGGAGGCGAAGCGGGCGCGCACCAUUCGUUUCGAGUAUAAUCGAGACGUGGAGUCGGUACAAGCCUGGAUACAGACAGCGGAGGCCAAGGUGCAGGAUAAGAGCGUCGAGCCACACAAACUAAAGGAGUUCUUGCAGGAAAUCCACUGCGAAAUCGGAAGUGUGACGGAUCAGUUGGAGCGUCUGACUCGCCAUGGACACAUGAUCUGUCAACGGACCAGUAACCAGGGCGAGCGAGAACUGGUAGCCAACACCAUUACCUCCCUCACUGAACAACUCCAGCAAGUCAAGAAUUGGCUGGAGGACAAGAAAGCGCAAGUGGGAGACUCCCUGGAAUCAUGGCAACUCUUCAUCCAGCUGUACAACUCACUACGCAGCUGGGUGGAGAGACAACGCAAUUUCCUCUCUGAACCUCUCAAAUUUGCCACUUUACCUGAGGCUCGUGGAAAGCUUCAGGAAUACGCCGCUGCCGUGAAGGACUGCAAGUGGGCCAAUAAACAGGCCGCGGAGAUGACUGCUGAGCUAGCAAAGAUUGGCCAGUGUUCCGAUGUGGGCCCUCUCACGGACAAGCAGGCGGAAAUGGAGCAAGAGAAGGCGGAUGUAGAGAGCAACCUGAAGGAAGUGAUGGCACUGCUACAGGAAAUGGCUGAGGAAUGGGAACAAUGUGAGCGUAAGUCUAAAGAUGUGGCAGGAUGGAUUGAGAAGACGCGUCAGUCGCUAGACAACCCACAAAACAAGAAACGCUCACUGCGUGACCAGCUGGCCAACAGGGAGAAGGUGUUGGCGGACGUCUCCAUACAGAAAACCAAACUGGUGAUGGCGAUGGAGAAACUACAGGUCCACUUCCGUGACCGUAUGUGUGCCGAGGCCCAGGUGUCCCACGAGAACGAGAAGCUGCAGAGGCGCCUGGAUGAGCUGCAGGUGGCCGUGAAGGAGGACUGCCGGACUCUGGAGACGUGCGUGCACCAGAUGGACGCCUAUCAACAGGAGAUCCAGCGCCUCCGUCAGCAGAUGGUUGGGGUGGAGCAGCAGCUGCGCAUCGUGUCCAGCCCCACCUACAGCCCACGCGACCGCGACAAGGCAGUGGCCGAGCAGAACGUGCACCAGGGCCAGUGUGAGUCUCAUGAACGACUCAUUGCCCAGCUCACCGAACGAAUCUACCAGAUUGACCCCUGUGCGGUGAUUCCGACCGAGCUAACUCUAGAAACGACCGAACCAAGCAGUCUAGCUUCAACGCUUGAUACAGCCAGUGGAGAGGAGAUACAGGCUCCCCCUCCACCCUCUAGUGCUGACUCUGAGGUCCAGGUCAUGGUCACCCGUGAGCUGCCCGCCAGUGAUGCUGAUGGUCUGGACUUGGAGGUGAACACCUUGACGGACCCCAACGUGAGGAACAUGCAGCAACACGCCAGCACCAUGCUCACCGCUCCUGAUGCAGGGGUUCAACUCACCUGGGCAGAUGUUGCCGCAGGUCGAAAAAGUCCUGGACUCUUUAGUCAGCCAUGUUUUGAAGAAAUGAACAUGCCCCAAGUUAUGUCUAAGCAACAUGAAGUUCUAGAAACUGAAACACCACUGGAAACCACUCCGGUAUCUACAGCACCAACCUUCACUGGAGAACCAACAGCAGAACAGGGCAUCAUCAUGGAAACAGCUGCUGAAACUACCAUUCUUGAGGAUCCCAUCACCAGCACAUCACACACUGCUGGAUCAACUCACAGAGAUGAAAAACAAAUUUGUGAGCAUAAGAAUCACCAACAACAACCUUCAAAAACUCAGAAACCACCCAGCUUUGACCAAGAUAGCAAGACUCAAAAGCGAACCCAACCACGUGACCGCAGGUAUCGUAAGAAACAACAGGAACAACAGCCUGAGGCUUCCAGUUCUUCAGAUGCUCAGGAUGAAGUUUAUUAUGAUGCCCCAAGUCGAAGAAAUAGUCAAAGGAUGAGCCCCAAGAGAACCCUGUAUUCCAAGCCCAGACCCAGUCCCCGUGAGAGUCCUAAAGAUACUCCAAUGGUAACUCCAAAGACAAGUCCAACUGAAAGUCCAAAAUUAAGCCCUCAAGUUGAGAGGCGUGACAACCCAAGAAUCACUAAACCAGAGUAUCAAGAGCCACUUCAGUCUACAAGUGAGGAAGUUAGGCACCAUAGAGGCUCUGAGCCCAUGAUCUGGGAUGGGAGGAAAACUUAUGCUGAGAUUUUGAAGGGUAGUCAAGAAAUGAGAGCACGCAAAGAGAAACAGCCAGUCAUUGAAGCUCCACCACCACUGCCACCAUCACAAUAUAUAAUUGAUGAGAUGGAGCAGCAACCUACCUAUGUGGAAGUGUCCACCCAAGCCACUGAGAUGUUUGAAGACACUCCUGCCAUCCCUGUGACUGAGCCAAUGCCUCCCCUUGUUGAGAGUUCAGAAUGUUUUGAGGCUCACCAACAUGAAUAUGAGAUGUCUGAAGUGUCAUCUGCCAUUGAGGAAGCUCUUCCACCACCACCAUCACAACCACAACCACAGUCGGUCACUCAGCAGAUACAAGAGGAAACACCAGUUGUUAUGCCACCAUUUGCAGCCUACCUGGAGCAAAACAACUUUAUGCCUGAGAGUGUGGAUAUCACCCAGAGCCAUGAGCAGGGUUUCCAACAAAGUGUGAGCAUACCUAUAUUCCACCAUGGGCAUCCUGUUGAGGCACAAGGCAUGCAGGGUCCUGUGCACACAAUAGAAAGCCCCAUGCAGGGACUUGUUAUGGGUGGGAGCAUUGAUACCAUGAGCCUAUACACAGGAGUGAUACAGUAUCCCACCACUACCUCCUAUAUUCCUGAAGGCUUUGCAGCUUACACCCAAAGCAGUGAGUUCCCACAACCAAGUGAAAACAGUAGUGAGUAUACAAUGGUUAAUAAUGAACAACAGCAACAGCACUUAGCAGAAGAGACGUCCAUCAUGAGCAUGGUGCCCACCCAGCCUCAGGUAACUCCUCCAAUGAUGACACCACCAGAGACUCCAGAUCAGUAUCAGGAAGAAGAAGAGGAGGAAGAACAAUUAGGUAGUGAGGAGCCAAUGGAAGUCUCCUCCCUUAUUUUUGAACAGUCAAACCUUGCAUCAAGUGAGGCUCCCUUUGAAAUAUCUUCUGAACUAAGAAUGCACACUGACAAGGGACUUCAUGCAGCAUCCAGCAUGGAGAGCAUUGACAGACCUAAAAUGUCAUAUGCUCAGAUUCUAGCAAUGGGACUGAAAGCAGCUCCAUCAGCAGUUGUCACCCAUACCUAUGGAGCACUUAGAUCAGUGAUGUCCUAUGUUAAAGGCCCUGUCAGUGAGGAAGAAAGACCAAAGUCUGAACUCAGGGAAAAGCCCAUUGAGUCAAGGCUCAGGGAAAAGCCUACUGAGUCCCUGCCAAGACCACCUGUCAGGCAAGAGAGGCCUGCCACUACACAUCUACUCUCUGACCAUGAUAGAUCAAGAGGAAAGAAGAGAUCACUUGAACCCAAAAUAGAAGUCACAAUGGCAAAGGAACCUGAAGAGUCAAAGAAGGAAAAGGACCCAAUGCAGGCUGAAACUUACAUUCCUGGAUUGGUAUUCAAGGCAACCUCUUUAGAACGUCGUUCUCGCUCCAAGAGUGCCCGAAGAAAGAAACGAGAAGCUUCUCAACAUGCUGAAGAGCCACCAAGAGACACAGAGAUGAUUCAGAGUGAAGCUGGAAAGAAGGAACCAACUAGGAAAACAGAGAAGAACCCAAAAGUGAAAGUUCCUAAACUGGAGCACAGUGUGACUCCUCCCUUAAAAGAAGUAAAGGUUCACCCAAAAGUAUCUGAAGCACCAACACCAUCAUGCCUUCAAGAGACACAAGUGCAGAAGGCCACUGCCCUUGCACCUGUUGAAGACAAGCCAUCUGAGACACCAAAACAGAGCCACCAACCAAAAGCACAAACUCAACCUAAAGAUAAGAAAGGAGAGAAAACUGAAACUGAGAAAGUUCUUGUAACCACAAUAUCUGUAGAAUCCAAAAUUGAAGCACCCAAAGCUCCUGAAGUAGAAGAAAGACGCAAGAAGAAGAAAAAACGUAUUGUGACCAAUCCUGAGGAACAAGAAGAUGAACUAGAAAAGGCACUAAGAGAAAUUGAAGAAAUGGAAAGAAGUGGAAAGCUACAACCUCCACCUGCUGCCAAGGCACCAGCAACAGAGGAUGAUAAAACAAAAAAGAGAGGUUUCAAGAGGACCAAAAAAGCAGAGCAUCCACCUACUCCAAAGGCCAUGGCACAGCCAUCCCAAACUAGUGAUACAAGCCCAGAAAAUGAAGAAACAGUAACAAAAACUCUCAAGACAGAAAAGAAAAAGGCUCCAAAGAACAAAUCUGCAGAAACAGAAAAGACUCCAACAGAAGUAAAAGGAAGCAAGAAACCCAAUGUUCAGAGAGGAGAUGCACAUGUAGCAGCAAGUAUCAUAGGUAUCAGCCAGACAAUAAACACUCAGCCAGAUGAAUAUAAAGAAACUACUGUGAAAGUGAAAUCAGAAACUCCUGUAGAACCUGUUGCAUCAGUACCUGAGCAAGUGGCUGCCUCCUCUAACCAAUUCCCUGAUGUGUCUUCUGCUCCUUCUACUAACCCCACAGUGCCCUUGAGCCUUGUAACCCCAGAAACAACUAGUGUCCCUGCUGUAGACUUGUCAAAACCAUUCCCCAAAAAUGCCUCUCAUGCUGAUGGUAACCAGGAAGAUGUUGCUACAGAGGAAGUUGCCAUCCCCAAAGCAUCUAUUAAUAUCCUGCCUACAGACUCUAUGUCCAUGAUGGAAGCUGAGAAUGGUCAAGAAAAUGAACCUGUCCCAGAUAUUAACCAUGGUUUUGGUCAGGAUGCUCUUUCCAGUCAGCAGGAUGUGGUACCAUCUGUAGAGCCCCUUGCUGCUGUCACAGAAAAGGUGUCCUUUGAAAAGAACUUGGUGGGCAAUAUUUCUGAACCUGAACUAAUUAAACACAAGAAAGUAAAGACAGUUUUGAACAAGGAAAAUAAAGAAAAUCCAAAUGAAACACAUGAAAUGAGAAGCUCCACAACAAAAGUUUGCAAAGUUAUGAGAAGAAGAGUGAUCAAGAAGAUUAUCAUGGUUGAUGGCAAGCCAGUGGAGACAGAAGAAGUAGUGGAAGAGCCAGAAGAUGUUACUGAAGAAGUGUUGCAGAACUUCCCCACCGAUUAUGUUAUUUCAGAGGCUGUCACAGCGUCUGAGAGAAAAACUGUACAGAAGAAAAUCAGAAGAGUGAUCAAGAAGAUCACUAUAAUUGAUGGCAAGCCAGUGGAGACAGAAGUAGUAGAAGAUCCAGAAGUGACUGAAGAAAUGUUGCAGAACCUUUCAACUGAUUCUGUUAUUCCUGAGAAAGUCACAGAGCCUGAAGUAAUAGUACAUAAAACUAUGAGAAGAAGAGUCAUCAGGAAGAUAGUUAACAUUAAUGGCAAGCCAGUGGAGACAGAGGAAAUAAUAGAAGAACCAGUAGAGAAGACUGAGGAAAUGUUGCAGAACCUUCCAGCUGAUUCUGUCACAACUGAGACAAUUACAGAUCAUGUGACAACAGUAUAUAAGAUCAUUAGAAGAAGAGUAAUUAAGAAAAUAGUGAUCAUUGAUGGCAAGCCAGUGGAGACAGAGGAAGUAGUAGAAGAGCCAGAAGAAGUGACUGAAGAAAUGUUGCAGAAUCUUCCAGCUGAUGCUAUUAUUACUGAGACAAUUACCAAACCUGUUACCUCAAUACACAUGUUAGGUAGUGAACCAGUAAACAAGAAAGAAGAAAAGAAAAAAUGGCAUAAUCUGGAAAUGCAAACAGUGAGUGAGAAUGAACAGAAAACCUUGGAAACUGGCUUCCAUACUGGUGAGGCUCACAUACAGCAAACACAUACCACUGAGCAGAGAGACACUCAAAUCCAAGGUGCCAAAAUGAUCACAGGCAUCACUGAGAAGCCCCAAAUUGAGAAUAGUGAACCCUCGAUUAAGGUAACUGAGGAAAAACUCAGCUCUCCAGAAUCUGUCAUCUACCAUCUCACACAACAAAGUCUGGUAGAGGCACCAACACACAAACCUUUAUGCUCUGUAUCUCCUAUUGAGUUGACUAUUGAGGGAGAGAGUAAAAUGAGGGAAAAUUAUUCACAUACUUUAUCAUCAAAAAAGCACAUCAUCAUUCAGAAGAGAAUUGUAAAAGUUAUUAUCAUUAUUGAUGGUAAACCAGUAGAGAAAGAGGAAGUAAUAGAAGAGCCAAAUGAUGUCACUGAUGAAGUUUUGCAAAAUCUCCCAUCUGGCUCUGUUGUAACUGAAUCAGUCACACAGCCUGAAGUAAUAACAGUUUACAGGUUAAUUCGAAGAAAGAUUAUCAAGAAUGUUGUCAUUGUUGAUGGCAAACCAGUUGAGACAGAAGAAGUGAUAGAGGAGCCAGAAGAAGUGACAGAAGAAGUGUUGAAGAAUCUCCCACCUGGUUCUGUUGUCACAAGGACUAUAACCAAACCUGAAAGAUUAUCCAUUUAUGAUGUGAUUAAUGAAAUGUCACUGAAAAGAGGAUUGGCAGAAGGAUCAAAAAUGACUGAAGAAGUUUUGGAAAAUCUUCCAUCUAGCUCUGCUAUUGUAGGGCCUGAGAUGAUAAGCACCCAAAAGAUUGUUAAGAAUCGAGUGACCAAGAAGACAACAGUGGUGGAUGGCAAGCCAGUGGUGACAGAGGUGAUAGAAGAGCCAGAAGAUGAAGUGGACUCAGCCCUUAGAAUGAUUGCUUCUGAGGUUGCCAGAGAAGCUAUAGGAACAGAACAUGAUACAUUUCCAGUUGAGGAAAUUGAUCAUGCCAACAGUGAGGAGGCAAUGCACAUUGAUACAGAUAGAUGCUGCAACACUGAAGGCAAGCCUAGACACACUGGGGUGGAGGAGAUGCUUAAGGAACCACAUCAUGAAGAAGCAGCAUCCAUGGCUCCCACCUUUGCCUUGCCUCUGCCAGACCAUGCUAAUGACUGGAUGGAACUAAUCGAGGGAGGAGGGUUUACACUCGAUGAUGAGGAUGAGGAGCCCCCAGUGAGCCAUGAAUCACAGUCUUCAUCACAGUCUCCUGCAGUGUUCCAAGUCCCAACAGCAGAACCCUUGCUCUCACAGGAUAAUGUUGUGACUCCUCAGAAGAAAGAAGAGGAAAGGGAUAGUAUGAUCCCAACAGUAAAUGAAGAUAACUUCCAGGAACUUCUCAAGGCCCCUGAGGCCCAAUCUGCACCAAUUAUGCAACCAGCUUUUGGCCUUGUUCUGCCUGACCAUUCCAAUGACUGGCUGGAAGUCAUUGAAAGUGGAGGGUUCACACUUGACAGUGAAGAUGAGGCUGAAUCAGAGCCUGCCACCUUUGCUGAAACAAACACCUUACUUACUGAUCAGGCUGUGAAAUCUUCAGUAUGUGAGGUAUCCACUAAUGAUGUUUCUCAGUCUAUUGAAGAAACUGUUGAAGAGGUUGGCUUACUAAGCAAAAAGAUCAUCACACCUUCAGAACAUUCCACACAUGCAGAGCUUCCCAAACCUGCUGUUGAAGUGCUAACAUUCACAGGUAAUGAAGUGCCUGUAAAAGAAACUCCAAGUGUUGCAUCUAAACCUGAGGAAGCACCUGCACAGCAGGACUCAUCAGCUCACAAGAAGCAAGCUUUUAACCUCCCUGUUCCUGAUCAUGCCAAUGACUGGAUGGAAAUGGUACUGGAAGGUAGAUUUUCUCUAGAUGAAGAGGAAGAUGAGACAGAGGCUGCUCCUCAGACCUCAGAAAAUGAUGGCCAGAGCUUACCUACAUUGCUAGAGGAAAAAGCUGAAAAAAUCUAUCGUGAACCACUUAGCAUCACUGAAUGUUUUCCUGAAAAGGAAAAGGAGGGAAGAAAUGAACUCAUUGCAGUAGAAUCUCUCCAAGAACACAUUGCAGUAUCAACGAGUAGUGAAAACCUACAGAAGUCUGUUGUGGAAGCAGAUGAUGCUGUGGCCACAACUAAAACAACAGAGCUUGUCACAGCCAGAGAAACAUCAGUAGCACCUCCCAUGUUUGGUCUUCCAAUCCCUGACCAUGCCAAUGAUUUCCUGGAGAUCAUUGAAGGUGGAGGCUUCACCUUGGAUUCAGAGUCUGAGGAGGAGAGUACCAAUAUUGUGAAGUCUACUCAAGUAGUUUUAAGUGAGGACAAAAUACUUAAAGAAGAAUCAGCAGAGGUACUAAAAACACAGUCCCAAGAACAGAGUACAGAAACACCAGUAGUACCUCCUGUGUUUAGUCUCCCAAUCCCUGACCAUGCCAAUGACUUCCUGGAGAUCAUUGAAGGUGGAGGCUUCACCUUGGAUUCAGAGUCUGAGGAGGAGAGUAGCAACAUCUUGGUGUCUACCCAAGUGGUUGUGAGCGAGGACAAAAUACUUCAAGAAGAAUCAGCAAAGGCACUAAAAACACAGUGCCAAGAACAAAGUACAGAAACACCAGCAGCAUUUCCUGAAUUUGGUCUCCCAAUCCCUGACCAUGCCAAUGAUUUCCUAGAGAUCAUUGAAGGUGGAGGCUUCACCCUAGAUUCAGAGUCUGAGGAGGAGAGUGCCAACAUUGAAGAGGUUACCCAAGUGGUUGUGAGUGAGAACAAAAUACUUCAAGAAGAAUCAGUAAAGGCACUAAAAACACCAGCCCAAAAACAGAGUAUUAAAGGAACAAAGCCUUUCUCAUAUGCCACAAUCCUGUCAGUAGGCAAAGCACCCACUGCUGAAGAGCCUGUUGCUGAGCCCAAAAUGCUAUAUCAGUACCAGGAGAUCCCUGCGUCAGUCCUUGUCAGUUCCUCUCCCUCUGUGCCUCCUGCACAAGAACCAAAGCAGGAUACAGAUGGCUUUGAGGAGGUCCAUUCAAAGAACAAGAGACGCCGCAAAAAAGGAGGAAAAGAAGAUGAGCACAAAACUAUAGCUGCUAGCUCUUCUGUCCAAGCAGUUCCAGUUAUUCCUGAAGAGAUGUUAUCUCUAGAUCAGACUGUGAAGAUCCAUGAUGCAGCCAUUAACUCAUCUCCAUUGAAGAUACACCAGGAAGAAGCUAUUAAUCCCCAUGAUGAUACCUCACUUAAGAAAAGAAUGGAAAAAGAAGUUCUGAAGAGUGUGAGUCCGCCAGAGCCGAAACAAAAAUCAGAGAAGGUAGCUCUCAAGAGUGUGAGUCAGCCAGAGCCUGAGAAAAAAAUAGAAAAGGGAGAAGACUCCAAGAGUGUGAGUCUGCCAGAGCCAAAGAAAAAAUUCCAAGAGGAAGAGUCUCUCAAGAGUGUGAGUCAAUCAGAGCCUGAUAAAAAAUCAGAAAAGGGAGAAAUUCCCAAGAGUCAGCCAGACCAAAAGAAAAAAUUGGAAAAGGAAGAAGUUCUCAAGAAUGUGAGUCAGCCAGAGGCAAAGAAAACUUUAGAAAAGGAAGUUCUCAAGAGUGUGACUCAGCUGCAGCCUGAUAAAAUAAUAGAAAAGGUAGAAGUUCCCAAGAGUGUGAGUCAGCCACAGCCUGAGGUGCAGUGUCAUCCUUCUAAGAAAGUUGAGAAGAAAAGAAAAAAGAAAACUGCACUUAAAGAAGAAAAAGAUGAGCCAAAGAAAACAGUACAGACAACACCUGAACAGAAGAGUGAAACUGUUGCUGAGAUAAAAGAGACCCAAGUGUUUGAGUUGACAAGUAUAGAAACUGAGCUUGCUGAUGUAACUUUGGAAACCUCAGUUGAAGAAGUUGUAAGUGACAAAGGGCUUAACUUUGGGGCUCAGACUCACAUCACUGACUCAGAUGUGGCCACAGUACAACUUGAGGUUGAUGUUACUGAUGAAAAGCAAAAAAAUUCACAAUCUGAAAGCAGAGAACUCAUCAAAGACACAGAAAUUAGCACAGCACAAGUUAGUUCUGAGGGAUUCAUGACCAGCCUCCUGUCAGCAACUCAAGUCUCUCAGCAUCCUUCAGGACUUUUAAUUGACCCCAAUGAGAUUAUUUUGGUUCCACAAUGGAUGCGACAGAGACCAAUAAUGCGUACCUCCAGCACUGAUGACACAAUAACUACCCCACUAGAAGAACGAAAGAGGUUAUUCAAGACUAAGAGUGCACCACUGGAGAGGACAAGCCCAGCUACUGACAAAGAUUCAAGGACUACCAUGGAGGAGGAAAGUGCAUCAUGCUCAUUGGUUUCUGGUGAAGAAUACUAUAAGAAUAAAAAGAAGAGGCCAAAGAAAGGCAAAGCCAAAAAGGGAGAUGAAAAGGAUCAGGACAGAGGAAGUAAAUGUUUUGAAGAUGCAGGUUUGGAAAAGGACAGUGAUGAAAAAGAUGAACCUUUAUGCCAAGGAUCUGAAGAAAAGGUCAGUGAGCAACCUGAACCAGAUGUCAUUGUACUCACUGAGAAUGGAGGGAAGCAAGAGACUGCUGAUGAGACCGUAAAAGAACAAAAUAUACAGUCAAAAGAAGUAAAAGAGCUACAAGAAAAAACUGGUGAUAUUCUUUCAUCUGGUAAAGUGUUAGAAGAGGUAAAGAAAACUGCCAAUGUACAAUCAGUAACUGUGAAGACUGAAUUACAAGAAUCAUCAGAAGAAUUUAAGUUAUCAGAGGAAGUGAAAUCAGAGGAAGUCAAGUCAUCAUCGGAAGUUCUUCCAGAACUGCUUCAGGAACCUGCUGCAGAUGUGUCUGACAUUAACGAUCCUUCACCAAGUCCCAAAGAGUUUGAGUUUGUUCCUUCACCAAGAGAAAAGACAGCAAUGGAGACAAAAGACACUCAUAAAGAAGGAAUUACAACUGAAACAAAUUUUAUGCUGAAACAAGGAAAGGAAUUACCUGUGAAAGAUUUUGAAUUGAUUCCUGAAUGCAUUGUGGAGGAAAAGGCCAUUAGCAAGGAGAAAGCUUUUGGAUUAGAAAAAGUUGUUCCUAAUUUUGAAGAAGCUCUAAAAGAAGCCAUGAAAACAGUAAUGGAUGAAACAACUGAAACAGCAGUAGUGCAAUCUUCUGGUGAAACUGUGUCAGACAACACUGAUGAUUGGCUUCAUGUGAGCAGAGAGACAGAACAUUCUUCUGCUGCUACUGGGAUGGAUGUUGACCUCAUCAAGGAGGAAGUGCACUUUGAGGAUCAGGAGGGCUUGACUGUUGAGGAAGUUAGUUCCAUUGUAACAGAAGAUAAAUCAAUGGAAUCCCUUGAAAUAACACCUGAUGAGAGUGAAGCACCUGUUCUGCCCAGUGACCGACUGGUGGACAUAACUGUGCCUCAGCUUGGAUUUCACUCAGAACAAGAUUCUGGAGUAAGUGUCACAGAGAUGUCUGAGCCAUCUAAAAUCAUUAGCACUCACCAACAGUCAUCAUAUGCAAAUAUCCUCAUUCAUGCACCAGCCAUUGUUGUAGAAAAAGAGCCAGAGGAAACCAAAAAGCCAUAUGUGUACCGCAAUCCAACUUUGGUGGGGGUGGAAGAGCCAUUAAAGAUAGACAAACAGGUCACCAAAGUGGAUAAAGAGGGAUUCACUCAAUUUGUCUCCAAGAAGGAGAGAUUCAGAAGAAAGACUCACAGUACAUCAGCAGCAGCAGAAGAAAUUGAGGAAGCUGUGCAGUCUGUAGUGGAGGAGAUUAAAAAGAAAGACCCUGCUAAGGUAACCAGAGAGGAGGUCCUAGAAGCUCUGUGUGCUAAUGCUGAUGAGGCUGACAGUGAUGAUGAAGUCAGCCAUGUUGAGGUGGUGCAGUCCAAGAGAAGCAAAUCCAGGCAGAGAACUAGAUCCAAGAGAUCAUCCAAACAAUCAGAAUCAGAAAAAGAAAUAGGUGAAAUUGCAGCAGCUAUUGAGAGAGGAGAGAUUCCACCCAAGCCCAAAGAUGUAGUUGAGUAUGAGCACAAACUCUUUGCUGCAUUUUACUUGGGCUCCGAGCUAUGGUAUGAUGUGUUUGGUAUCAAAGAUGCUGAAUUGUAUUACCCAAAAUUCAUCUUGGAAAUGCAGCAAGAGAAGAGUCAGAUAGCAGAUGAACAACAGCCAGAAGUAAAAGAAAUGACAGCGCUGACGAAGUUGCAGGCUGUACCUCACAGUUCAGUUGUUGAGCCUCUUGUCUGUUCUGACCAUGAUGUUUUAGGUCCAAGCAAGCCAGUUCCGCUUGAGCCAACAGCAGGAAAAGUAGAUGCAAAGCCAAUAAAAAAAGACAACAUUGCACAUGUAGAAACCAGCAUUCCAGUAGCUGUGAUGAAAGAAACUUCACCUACAACAAAACUGGUAUCUCCAUCUGUCUUGCCAGUUAAUGAUUCUUCCAUUUAUGACAUGAAUCUCAUAACAGAAGCUGAAACUCACUACUAUGAGUAUGUUGCAUGGUUACAGUCAAUGGCUUCUUGUGCCAAAGAAAUCAAGAUCCCUGCUGACCAAAAGUCCGUCACACAAGUGCCUGUUACUGCCACAGUGGCAAUCACAGAUGACUGGGCACCAAGCCCUGACAGAACUGUGAUAUGUGAUGAUAGUCAAAUACUUAAAGAAGAAACUGUGAUAAACACAAGUCACAUACUUGCAAAAACUGUGAUAGAUAUCCAUAAGAUUGUUGAAGACAGCAUUGUGGCAGAAAAAUCAGGGAGGAAAAAGGCAGCACCACAGUUAGUCUCACCAACUACUGAUGAAUCAUUGCAUGAAAUGUCAGAUGAUGUGCCAAACAUACAGAUAUCAGAAGACCUGCACAAAGAAUCUUUAGAUGAAGAAUCUAAAUAUACGCCUUUGUUUGUAGAAGAGGUGCAUAAAUCCAGAUCUGAUGUAACAGAAGUUGAUAAUGAAACAGCUUUUCCUGAUAAAAGCAACAGUACAUUGGCUGUCAAGUCUAUUAAAAAAGAGGAAGAUUUGAACUUAACUGGCAGCAAAACUGAGCAUUUAUAUACUGAUGAAAUAUCAUUGGCUUCCACAUCACAGAGUCAAGGACAUGAGUGUAUGUUAGUCCCAAGCUAUGACAUGUCCACUAUACACACAGCCGAGGCAGAGUACCAGAAAUAUCUCGCCUCUGAGACUCAGACAACUUCAUGGGCAGAUGUUGUGGCCCAUGGCAAGCCCAUCACAGAAGCCAGUGAAGAGUUAUCCAAAGAUCCAGAGGAUGAAAAAUCUUUCAUUUUAUAUCAGACCAAAACCAUCAAGGUUUUGUUACCUGAAGAAGAGCCAUUAAAGCCCAAGGUGCCUUGCUCUAUAGAUGAAGAAGGUUUCACUGAAUUUGUCUCAAAACAAGAGCUCCGCCGCCGCCUCCGAUCAUCCUGCUCUGAAGAGCCAGAUGUGAAAGACAUUGUGCCUUAUGUUCCAAGAAUAGAGUUACCUGAAGUUGAAAUAAUAGAAGACCAACAUGUAGAAACUCAGAAAGAGCCUAUUUCACAAUCUGAGUCAGAAGCAUUUGAAGAGAGCAUGGUGGAGACUGUAGAGAUUAAAGUAAGACACCGAAGACGGACUGACAGUCACCGAAAGAGUCAGCGUUCUCGCACCUCUGCAGCUGAGAAAGAGGUGGAUGAAAUCCUUCGCCAAAUGAGCCGUGAAGACGUCCUACAAAAGUAUGCAAACUAUGAUGCAGUUCAGUAUGACAAAUGGCAGCUGGAAGAUAGUGAACGCAUCUACCAUGAAAUGUUGGCAGUAGAAGUGUCACCUUUGACUUCUGUUCAGGCUUCCCAGUCUGAUAUGCCAUCCCAGGAAGAUGGAGUAUCGAUCCUGACACAAGAAGAGUGCAUUGUUCACCUCCUUCCUGCAUCCAGUGACACUCUGCCUUCACCUUCCCUCACACCUCUUCCAACUAACUAUGCCCUUGAACUAACUUACUUCCCUUCAUAUGACAUGGCUGCAAUUAAUGAAGCUGAGUGUAGAUAUCACCAACACCAAACAUACAGUAGUCUUGUUCAUAAUGAUGUCUCAGUGAUGGAGGAUGCGUUAGGCCCAAGAGCAGAAAAUGAGAUACCUGAUAAAUUGGCAACUGGAGACACAACUUUUGAACAUUUAGACUCUCCAGUAAAUACAUUCAGUCUAUCAAAGCCAGUGGCUCCUAUCCAAACAGAGACUCCCCCUCCAUUGUCUGAACAAAGCAUUACCUGCAAACAUUCAUUCAUUCAUUCUGCUACCAAACCUGACAAAGAAAAGACAGAAAUUCCUCCCUAUUCCAAGAUUUUUGAUACUCUGCCUGAGACACAAGUUGUCAUCAAGAAAGGAAUAUUUGACAGAGAGACUCCUAGCCAAGUGAAGGUUCUUGAUAUUGUCAGUGAAUCAGAUACACCAAAUCAGGCACCUGUUACUGUACCUGAAGUGUUUGCUGCUAAACAAGAUACUGUCAGUCUGAAAGAGGCUUCUGUAAAUGAUGCAAAGACUUCUGAUGCUGCAGUUAAACCAGAGGAUCCCAACCUAACAAAGACUCUUGUUACUCAAGUAGAACUGAAACCUCCUGGCCCAGCAAAAGCUCUUGCUAUUGUACCUAAACUAGAGGCUCCUAUUCCAGCAAACGUUCUUGCUGCUGAGGUGAAGCCAGAGCUUUCUAUUUCUAGUGCAAAAGAGGCUUCUGCUACUGAGGUCAAAGUAGAGGCUUCCAGCCCAGCAAAGGCUCCUGCUGCUGAGGUGAAACCAGAGCUUCCUACCCCAGCAAAUGCUUCUGGUGUUGAGAUUAAAGCAGAUGCUCUCAGCCUAGUGAAGAUUCCUGCUGCUGAGAUUAAAGGAGAGGCUCUCAGCCCAUUGAAGACUUCUGAUACUAGGGUUAAACACAGCAAGAAACAGCAUAAUGAUUCAAAGGAAGGACCUGUUCAACCUCUUCUUGAAACACCAACAGUAAGUCAUCUUCCACUUGAGGAAGAUCUGUUGACUGUAGAAUUACCUGGUUCACCUCUACUAUUUGACAUGCAUGAUUUUGCUGAGGCAGAGUCUAAUUAUUUUGCAUUCCUUGCAUCAAAUCAACAAGAAAACACAGUAACUGUGGAGGUUCUCAGUAACAGUGUUGUACCAUCAGUAAGUGAUGUAAAUGUUUGUCUUCAUGAUGGUGCACACACUGCCAUGUCAACACAUGAAGAGUCUCCUACUGACAUGAAACCAACAGUGUCAGAAAUUACUCUGAGAUCACCAGUAAGAACAAAGGACAAUGUUUCAACAGAAAUUCAGCUGUAUGACUACAACAGUAUACAGAGAGCAGAAGCAGAACAUCAGGAAUAUCUAGCUCAUCAUUCCCCUACUAAUACAUCAAGAGAAGAUUCAGUAGUGAUGGAAGAAGAACGAUUAGUGAAGGAUGCAAAUGAAAAAGAAAUUAAUAAUUCAGAUUCUAUAAUACAUGAAGAAUCAUCAUUUGGGAAUUAUGACAUGAAUGCAAUAGGGUUGGCUGAAACAAAGUAUCAAGAGUAUAUAGCUCAGCAGACAGGAACCACUUCAUGGGCUCAUGUUGUGUCCCAAGCAAAAGCAGUGGAAAUUGAAGAGGAAAAAGAAGAGCCCAUUGAUGAGAAAUCUUUUAUUCUAUACCACACUAAGAAGGUUCAAGUUGUGGUAGCUGCUGAGGACCCUAGGAAACCCUCCACUCCUCAUGUGGUAGAUGAUGAAGGUUUCACUGAAUUUAUUUCCAAACAGGAGCGCCGUAGAAGACUGCGGUCAUCCUGUUCUGAUGAAGCUGAGGACUAUGUGACAGAUAUUGUGCCUUAUGUACCUAGAAUAGAAUUACCAGAAGUAGAAGUUUCAGAAGAGUCUAAAUUAACAGAAUUUGAACAAAAAAUUAUUAAUGAAGACAAAUAUGAAGCAGAGAAACAGUUCACUCCAAAGGAAAAUAAUUCUGAAGAUAAACAUAUAGCUAAAGAAACCUCAGAAGAUUCAAAGGAAAUCAAUAUUCCAAUAAAACAUGAAAGAAGUCACAAAUCUAAUCGAGAAAAGCAUCACAAGCGCCACCGAUCUCGCAUCUCAGAAGCCGAGCAAGAAGUGGAUGACAUCCUGCGGCAGAUGGAUCGAGAGGAAGUUCUUCAGAAAAAUGCUGGCAGUGACUCCUUCCUGUGUAACCAAUGGAUAUUCAACGAUGCUGAGAAGAGUUACUAUGAAAUGAUCGAGCAGCUGAAGAAAGAUGAUACAAAUCUGGUGAGUGAGAUUCGGGAGAAAGAAAAGGAUAAUGAUGAUGAUGAUUCGCAUGAUGGUGGUUACAAUUCCCCUCCUGGGCUUCCACCAGCAGAUAAUUUUGAUGGUUACUAUGCAAGAAUGCUUGAGACAGAAAUUAUACAAGCUAAUCCUCCUCAUGGUGUAGCCAAUUGGACAGAUGAAAGUACAUAUCUCUCUCUCACCCCCCCACCCCCUGACCUUGUAACAGUUUGUAGUGUCCCAGGCUCCUCCAUGACUCAGACAACACACACCCACGACAUGACUCAGACACAGACGCUUCCUCCCACCAUGAGCAAGAUGACCUUGACUGAGAUGAGCAAGAAAGCAGCCCCCCUGCAGGCCCCUUAUCAAGCCAGUUCAACACUCGCCCAGCACAAAAAACACCAGAUUGAGAUCAAGGAGAAGGUAUCCUCAGCACAAGAAAAACUCCAGAGCUUCCAGGAGCGUCUGCAGAGUCUGGUGGAUCACUCAGUCAUCCAGCAGCUGACCAUCAUCCAGACUCUGAUAAUUGAGAUGAAGCGGAUGGAGGAUGAACUAAAUUAUCUUGAAGAGAAAGGGAAGUGUCUGGAGCAAGACUCUGAGAUGCUUAGCCUUCAGUGUGUGUGUGUGUGUGUGUGUGUGUGUACGCAGCAUGAUGUAAUGCAGCUUAAACAUCAUGUUUUUCAGGGAAGACAUAGUACAGCUGAACAGCAAAAGCUUCACCUCAUAGAAUAUCAACAAUUGCUGCAAGACCUAGAGUGUUGGGUCACUGAGACUUACAACCAGAUCACUGCAGAUAUCUCGCUUAGUUCCUCAGCAGAGAUUCGUGAACAGAUAGCAAAUAAUCAGACACUGCAGCGGGACCUGUGCCGUCGUGAACAGCAACUGAUGGAGCUGCAAGAAAAGUGUGAGCGAGUGGAGGGAGACUCACACAUAAUAUCUCUGGCUAAGGAGAUGACAGACCACCUGACUUUCUUGAGUCAGACAAUCAGUGACACUCGAUUUGUGCUCCAGAACCGCCUACACCAGCUGAAGCCAGCAAAGGAUUCUUUAACAGGGCUGAAAGAUGGUGAUAAUGUGGAAUUUUGGCAAGAGGAUCUAUAUCCACAAGAAGUGUGUAUGGAGGACCAAUCAUCUCCACACCUUGAAGACUUCACCACUGCUCCUUACAUCCCUGAGCAAGUUGUGGAACCUCCUCAUACUGAAGAACUGACAUCUUUCCCCAAACCUGAAGAACAAUUCCCACUUCCAGUUUCAACACCAGAUCAGCCUAAGGAAGUAUCUCCCGUGCAUGUGACUUUCAAAGAAACUGUAUACCAACCUCCAGGUGAACCCACUUCUCUUGAUAAGAUAGAAACUGAACUUCUCCCUUCACCACCACUGCCUGUGUUUGAGGACAAAGAACCUAGUGAACCUUUGUCACCAAAACUAGGGAAAGAGGAAGAGGACAAAGAUAAGAUUUUGCCAACUCAACCUACAGAAUCACAGGAUGAAAUUGCAAAGACUCAGUCUCCUGCUACUCCACAACCUGCUGAUUCUGAACCUCUCUUGUUUGCCUCUAAGAAUGUUGAGUUCUCUGUUCUCCCACUUCAGGAUAAGCAAGCAGAUGCUACACAAGAAUCUCACAGUAUAGUGCCUGAAGAUGAGAAACAAGAUACUAAACUUUAUCCUUUCACUUCAGUUACUGAAUAUGAGGAAGUGCAUGGGAAACCCAUUGUUGAUACUAAAACACCUGAGUAUGAGAAAGAUAUCCCAAUAUCAGAAAGUAAGGAAGAGGAAACUGUAUAUACUCUAACUACCACAGCAGUUGUUAUGACACCAAAAUAUGAAGAGCCUGCUACAUUGCCUAAGGGUGCAAAAACAGUGGAUUAUUCUGUGGUUGUUGUUACUGAUCAUGAAGUAAAGACAAAUGAUAGAGUGGAGCCUGUGUUUGAUGUACGUGUACAUGAAAUCAGUGAAGUCGAUGUAGAUAGAUGUGAGGUAGUGGAAGAAAGAUUGGUGAUACAUGAUGAAAUAGACAUGACAGUGCCUGAUGGAGAUCAUGUCAAGAAAUCUGAAGAAAAGGAUAAAAAAGAAAUGCAAAAGCCUGGAAAGAAAGAUUUCAUAGUUGAACCAAAUGUGACUGUGGUGUCUAAAGACCUUACAGAUAAAAAAUCUACUGAAACAGAAGUUACAGUUGAGCUCAGUCAUGAAGGUGAAGAACAUGUGUUACCUGAGGCAAGUGAGCUUCUUGAAAAGGAAAGUGAGUUUGACAUAAAAUCUAAACAAAAGGAAACUUCAAGUUCUGCUAAGGUAAUGGAGGAAGAAAUACAUGAAAAUGAUAUUCCCACAACCUCUGAAGUAAACAAAGAAGUGAAUCAGAAGCAUAGCUCUACAGAUGCAGAUAUAGAGUCAUCUGUGGAGUCAUUAGACAAAGAAGAGAAAGAACCUGAUAAUGUUAGUACUGAUAAAAAAGAGGCACCAAUCAUCCCCCUCAGUGAAAGCAAUAUAGUUCCUGAUGAAAAGCUAACACAACACAGUGAUGAUCUACAAGUCACAACUGACAAGCUGAUUGAUGAACACACUGCUGGCCCACCAGAAAUAGGACCUCACACUUCUCAGCCUCCCUUAAGUGUGGUAGAGAAGGCUGAGGGAGAUAAAGAGGAUAGAAUGGAGCUACAGCUUCUAGUGCCAGAGGAAGAAGACACCUCCAGAGAAAAGCUAUUGAUUGAAGAGCAAAUCAUUAGCCAGGAAUGGCAGACUAUUUAUACAUUAUUCAAACGUCGUCAGAAUCUUAGAAAAGCUCCACAGUCAUCACUUUCCAUCACUACCACCACCUUAUUGCCGGUUCCAUCAUCAUCAUCCUCACCAGAUCAACAGCAGCUACAAAUUGAUGAGAAUCUGGAGAAAUUAAAGUCUGCUCUUGAUAAAAAAGAAAUUAUUGUUGUUCAGAAAGUUAUAAUUUCUAUUGUUGAAACUGUAAGCACUUGGUUAGAAACAAUUGAGUACAGAAUCUACACAAUCAAAAACACAGAAGACACCACUGAGAGAAACCAGCAGUAUGAAUAUUUGGAAACAGAAUUACAUAUAGAAGAGAAGCUUGUUAUUUUGGAGAAGGUAACACAGUCUGCAGUAGAAAUCCUUAGUGAAGAAACUAUCAUAACUAUCAUAGAAACUGUAAAAUGUCUGAGGCAGCAAGUAAAUCAAGUAGAGAAAGUGAGGAAGAAACAAAUGGAAAACUCAAAAGAAGAGGAGCAACUUUACACACAGUACAGGGAUGCAGUGGCUAAUGCUGGAGAAGAAGUAUCUAAACUUAAGGCUCAGUUAUGUCAAUUACAAGAUAGUAAGAUGUCACCAGAAGAAAAGCUCAGACAACUAGAGUUGCUUCUCAUCACUAAUGAAGACACCAGAGACAUCAUCACACAGCUUCUCCUGAGUUCUCAUGAUCUGAAACUUUCACCAAGUAGACAUGUAGGAGAUGAACUUGCUUCAAUUCAGGAAGAAUUGUGUGAUGUCCAUGAUUCUAUUCAAAAGGAAUUAGACCAAGUGUUGCAGCUAACAACUACUACCACUGAAUAUGAAGAAACUUUAAUGGAACUCACUCAUCUUAUAGAAAUGGCAGAAACUAUUCUGGAGGCAAGAGUAGUGGCCCGAGAUCACUCCAGUCUAGUCGAUACUAUCACAAAACAUAAGAAGCUUUUCCUGUCUCUGCGACAAUGUCAGAAGGUACUGGAAUCUCUAGAUACUGCAUUAGAACCUAACUCUAGAGUGCACUACCAGGAAUUGUACUCUCGUUCAUAUCUGAAGGCAUCCAAGAUACUAGACAAGGCUACACAGCGCAAUCAUCAGCUUACCCUGCUUGAGGCUGAGUGGCUGCGGCUGCUGAACCAGCUAAAGGAGGAGGAGGCGUGGAUGAUGUCAGCAUCUGAGCAAGUCACUCAGCUGCACACCUUGGCUUCCGACACCUAUCAGGAAAAUACCAACUCUUGCAAGGAUUGCCAGGACCUGCUGGUGGAGAGUGUAACACACGAGGCUCACAUGGGCCACCUAGUUGAGAUGGUUCGCAAGGUAGGAGACUCUGUCACCUGCACCCACCUUGAGACCCGAGUCAGCUCACACCACCAGAGGAACACCAGCCUGAGACAAGAAGUCAGUCGCCUGUUGGAGCGUCUAGAAGAAAUGCAUGUCCACUGGGCUGCCUAUCAGACUCAGAUGGAUCAGCUGCAAGAGUGGUGUUCACAAGCUAAAGCUUCACUGGAAAACAUUGAUCUAACACCACAAGACCAACAAAAGCUGAAAGAACAGUUCAAUCAGAUAUGGAAUCUAAGGGCCCAGUUUGACAGCCAGAGUGUUCUGCUGAAUGAAUGCAUGGAUCACUUUGACAAAUCAGUGGGAUUGGUGAAUAUGACAGAUGAAACCAACCAGCGACACUUCCUCUCUCAGUUUAGGACAGAAUGGAAUGAGCUUGAAGAACUACUCCAUGGAAAGGAGAAAGAACUCCACAAAAUUCAAAUCCAAGUGGUUCCAGUGCCUCAGUUGUUGAGUGAAACUCAGGACACACUCACAUUUGUUGAGGAAGCUUUGCAAAAUAUUGACACUAACAUCACAUCAGUGCAACAACUCAGAGACAUACAGGAAAAUUAUAAGGUGUUGAGAAUAAAGAUAAUGAACAGCAAGGGUAACUUGGAUUAUUUAACAGAAGUUUCCUCUGAAGAUGAGGAGCAAGAUCAGGACUUGAUGGACAACCUAGGAAAGUUAUCCCUUACUUGUCAGGAGUUGAUUCAUACCAUCCAGCAAAGAAUUGCUUCUCUGGAAUACACUCUGGAUAAUGUACAGAAGACUGUCAGUCGUGUAGAGCGCAUUUCCCUCACAAUGAAACACUUGAAGAGUACUCUGGAAAGAUGCCAAGCAAUUGACAAAGAAGGUGAACAGAUCCUGAAGGCUGCCUUCCACUCCUGUCAGACAAUACAUGGAAGUGUGUCACGGACUGAAGGAGACAUCACCAAAGUGAAGCAGAGCAUGGAGAACUUAAGUCAAGACCCUCACCACCCUUGCCAUCUCACAGAGCUUUCAACACAGAUAGACACCCUUGAAGAAGAGCUCAAAUCUCUUUCUGAAUGUAUCAAAGAAACUCGCGAAAAUCUCAAGAGCCGCCUUGAAAUAUGGCAGAAAUUCAUGUCAACAUCUGAUGCAGUAGAUGGCUUCCUUCAGGAGGUGGAGUACCUUCUUGAGAGUGCAGUUGACCUGCCAUCAUCUAUCAAUAUGGAUGCUUUAAGGAAGCAUGUGGAAGAUUUGCAGAGCCUUCAGGAAUCCAUGACCACCAAUGAAACCCUCCUGGAAAUGCUAAAGUCCAGAGCUGUGCAAGUGGAAAAGAAUCACAGUGUGGAGACGCAGCUUGUUCGCUGGAACAAUGUCUCCCAGAAGCUGGAGUCGGUGAUUUUGCGCUAUGAGACUGCCCUGGAGCUGUGGAACCAGUUCAGUACAGUGCAGGAGGAAGUGCGAGUGUGGGUGGAGUCAAAGAUCACCAUGGUGGUUUCCCUCCAGUCUCGGGGCAUCACACACGAGCAUCGUGCCCAGAUCCAGGUGCUGGUGGGUGAGGCGGCAUGGUCAGGGGAGCGGGUGUCAGAACUAAGGCAGCUGGCACACCAAAUUCGGCUGCAUCUAGCAGAGGACUCUGCCCAGGACACUCCAUUAGUUGCUGAGGUUGAGCGACUUGGAUUCCGAAUAACUAAUCUGACGGAGGCGAUCACUCAGCUCAGUAGUAGCUUGACACAGCAGGUGAAUGCUGAACAACAUCAGAAGAAAGAGAGUGCCCUGCAGGAGCUUGAAGCUGGCAUAAAUGGGGCUCAUACAUUGCUGGCAUUACCAGAGCCUGAAGUAAAUGAAGCAGCAGAGCGGGCCACUCAACUCAAGGACCAACUCGUUGCACUUGGAGGCACUGGGGGUCCUGUCAUUGAUAGUGGACCAUCACAACUAGUGGAAGCCUGGCAAAUAGCUGUUCGUGACACACACUCGAGGUAUCAGCAGGUAGUUGCAGGUCUGGGAGGUGAUGAGGAACAGCUUGCAGCAGCACUGACUACUUGGAAACAAUACGUGGAAAGUGUGGAAGCCAGCAUGAAUGCCCCAGCGCCAGCUUCACGUGAAGGGCUUCAUGAAGCCUCUCGCUUGUGUCAGGUGCACUGUUCUAUUCUCAACACACAAACAAAUGUUCUUCUUACUCUUCAAGAACAAGCCCAGCAGGAAAAUGCUCCCCCACGCAUCAGGAACUUACAGGGUCGCCUCAGAGAGUUGAUCUUACGUCACAAGACUGUUUUGACAACAGUUAGUGAACGAGAACAGCUACUUCUUCAAACCAUCACUACAUGGGAGACCUACAGAGUCAAGAUUGCUCAAUUGCAAACAUGGAUAUUGGCCUUAGAACAAGAGAAGCAAGGACUUCAGCUCAGGCAAGUUGCAAGAAGACGUCUUGACAAAGUUAUUAGUAGAUUACAGUCCUUGCAAGAACAACUGGGCAGAGGAGAGGAAAAGGUAGAUGAAAUAGAUACGCUGUGUCAGAUACUGGUAGCAUCAUGUGACUCAAGUAUACAUCCUAUCCUAAAGGCUGAGUUAGCAUCUCUGCAGCAACGUGUGACUAACAUGCGUGCAGGUGUGGAGACAUGGCUUGGUUAUCUCAAUAAAAGUUCUUCCUUAUGGCAACGGUAUGAAGAUGUGUAUACCAAGCUUCAUACUGUUUUGGCAGAGUUCCAGGCUGGGUUGUCUGCUGAUAUGCCCUCAGAUUUCUGCAGUGUUCAGGAAACCAUCAAAAAGUAUAAUGAAACUACUGCUGCUCUAGAAGCCUUGAGUGGUGAUCUUUCUUUGCUGAGGACAACCCGUGAGGAAAUGGUUGACUCACUUACACCUGCUGACCUACGCCUGGUGACACAAAGAAUGUGGAGAGUCACACAACUACAGGCUGAAUUGCUGCAUCAGUACAGACUUAAAAUCAGCACUUUGGAGGAUAGAUUAGAACUGUGGGAACUUUAUGAUACUAGAUAUCAACAGUUCCUUACUUGGGCCAAAGAUAUGGAAGAUAAGAUAGAUGGUGGCUCAGAACAAUACAUUGACACACUUAUCAGGAAGCUGGAACAUGAUUACCAGGAAGACAUCAAUGCUAAGAGCAUAGAAAUGCACUGGCUUUUGUCUGAAGGUAAAGAACUUAUAUCAUGCAGUAAGGAGGAUCAAGCUACUGGAUUGAAAGAAAAAAUAAAAAUUAUUGAGACUACCUGGAAACACAUCCAUGAUAAAUGCAACAGUAGGAAGCAGAAAUUACAAGACAUUGUGACAACUAUAAACAAAGCAGAAGUCACUCUGGCUGAACUAAAGGAAUGGCUUUUCUUGAUUGAAAAAAAGCUUUCCUGUCCUGUCAUUUUCCAAAACAGUUCUAAGAAAGAAAUAGAUCACCUCUUGGAAGCAGAAGAAGAGAUUCGUAAGGAGAUAGAGAAGCAGAGUGGAACUAUUUCUUCUGUUUUGAAUCUUUGUGACAUGGUUAUUCAUGACUGCAAUGAGUUUGAUGCUAAUGGAGACACAGACUCACUGCAAGAGGCUCAUCACAACUUGGACAGACGCUGGGGAGAAAUCUGCACUCGAUCUGCAGAAAGGAAGGCAUUUAUAAAGAAAACUUGGAAGAUGUGGCAGGAAUUGGUGACAGUUAAUAAUUCAUUUUCUUCAUGGAUAACAAAUAUAGAGUUGAGGCUGAGGGAUUUAGAUGUUGCAUCUUAUCAGGUACCUUACAGCAGCCUUGAAGAAAUCAUUGCAACUGUUCACCAGUUACAGCCACUGAUUCAUAACCAAACACCUCAGUAUGAAAAUCUUAACCAGCACUACCGGGUACUUGCCCGACCAUAUGGUAGGGAAAACAGAUUAGACCAAGAAAAUGAAAUUCGAACAAUGGUCAAGACUUCCAAUGCUAGAUUCCACACCCUAAGUUACCAAAUUACUGUAAUACUUAGGCGUAUAAGCUUCAGUAGAAACUUGUUUGAAAAGUAUGAAGCUUCAAGAGAAAUGCUGAUGAUCUGGUUGAAUGACUUUGACCUCAAAAUAACUAAAUAUGAACAAUACCAACAUAGAAACCUUGAACAUAAGAAGAAGGCACUGUUAGAACUUGUAGCAGAAUAUGAGAGGCAUGAAAAUGAACUGAAAGAAUUUGAAGAUUUGAUUACUUACCUUUACCAGAGAAGCUGCUACUCAGAUUGCAACAUUAUAGAAGAAAGUCUCACAGAGUAUUGGGUAUGUAAAAAACUCGUUCGUACACGUCUUCUGGCCUUUCAAAGAGAUGUUGAGGAUGAAAUAACACAGGCCACAACUGUGAUGGCAGGCCUUUCUGAAGAGAGAUUAUUACAAGACCAGGAAGAUGAUUAUAGGGUUCCUUUAGUAUCAGAUGCUGAACUGCAAAACCUUGAACCAACCCUGAGCCCAGUAGACAUGUCUCUAAUUGGUGCUGUGGGUGGGCGUUCUAUGGUUGUGGAGAUGCGUGUGGCAUUAGAUGAGUGUAAAAAGAUCAUACUGCAGUUGGAAGAAGCCUUGAAGUGUCCAACACCUCAGGGUGCAGAAGUUGACAAGAUGUAUUACUCUUUUUCGAAGCAGCUGGCAGGAUGUCGGUCAUCCGUGGAUUUGUUAAGUUCCCUAAAGCAACACACAGGGGAUGACACUGAGGCACGAGAACUCCAUCCAGAAAUUGAUGCUGUCAUUGAAGAAUUUUCUCAUUUAGAAGCCAAGGCACAGGCCAAGCAACAAAGACUCAAGGAGAACAGCGAGACGUCUUCCUUGACGUGCCCGCUGUGUUGCAGACGCAAUUGGCAACAGUUUGAAAAUGACAUGUGGCGCUUGGAACAGUGGCUAACCCAUGCAGAAGCCACACAAUCAACACAACACAACCCACCCUUGCCCAUGGAGCAGCUGGAGGAAGUUGCUCAGGAUCACAGGGAGUUCCUCAUGGACCUUGAUGGCCAUAAAUCAGUGAUAAUGUCUCUAAACAUCAUUGGUAAGCAUCUGGCGGAUCACACACGUGAUGAGAGGCGAGCCACUAGAGUGAGGGACCGUCUUGCCGCCACCAACCGCCGCUGGGAAGCAGUAUGUGCUGCUGCCUCUGUGUGGCAAGCAAAGCUGCAGACAACCCUGAUGGGAAAUUCAGAAUUCCACAGCACCAUAGCUGAUUUACUUGCAUGGACAGAAACAACUGAGGAGAGUCUUCUUAAAAUUGCUGCAGAGAAAGACAUGGAGGAAACGGCUCUACGUGACAGAGUGGCUCGUGUUCUUGAUGUACGGGCAGAAGUUGAGCGAUGUGAGCCCCGUGUAGCAUCCCUGCAUGAGGCUGCACAGCACCUUCUGCCCACACAGCAGGAUGACAAGUCUGCUGCUGUGCGUGAGCAGCUAUCUAUUCUAUCUCAGCGUCUUCAGCUGCUGUUGCAAAUGUGCUCCAAGCAACUUGUGCUUCUCUCUCAGAUACUUGGACAAGACUUUACUAGUUCUUUGGCAUCUCUUGCAUCAUCAGGGUUGUACGAGUCUGCAGAGUUUUCUCUCUCAAGACCAACCUCACCAAGCUCCCUGUCGGCCAGCUUCCAUUCAGAUGCUCAUGAUGUGCUGGGUGCUGAGGGUGGCAACGAAGGUGUGGUGCGUCGCUCCUACAGAUUCCUGGGCCGGGUGAUGCGUGCAGCACUUCCCAUCCAAGCUUUGAUGCUCCUCAUGCUGGGAGUGGCCUCCUUGGUCCCGACUUCAGAAGAUGACUAUGCCUGUAGCAUGGCUAACAACUUUGCCCGUAGCCUGGACCCUAUGCUGCGCUAUCCCAAUGGGCCGCCACCAUUCUAAUCCAGAAAUUGUACAUCUGCUAACUUAAGGACUUUCUGUCUUCCCUAAAAAUCUGAAGUAUUUCAUGUUAUAAACUGAAAAUUUAUCUUAUAUAUAUAUAUAUAUAUAUAUAUAUAUAUAUAUAUAUAUAUAUAUAUAUAUAUAUAUAUAUAUAUAUAUAUAUAUAUACACACACACACACACACACACACACACACACACACACACACACACACACACACACACACACACACACACACAUAUUUAACACUUGUACUGUAAUAAUUGGUAUUUUUAUCAUAUUAAACAAUUGUUGAUUUCUAUAAAGUUUAGCAGUAUGUAUUAUCUGUAUCUAUUAUGAUAAUCAGAGUUCCUGAAGUGCCCAUCAUUUUAAUUAGGUAUAGAGGAGUAUCUGUCUCAGACAUCACCACUUGGACAUAAAUUGAUAGUGUGUGUGUGUGUGUGUGCGUGUGCGUGCAUUCGUGUGUGUGUGUGCGUGCAUGCUUGUGUGCGCACACAUGAGUGUAUAACUUUCCUUUCAAAACCCUUUUUUUUUUUUUUUUUUUUUUUUUUUUUUUUUUUGAUUUGGCAAUUCUAAACAGAUCGUCACCUGGUGCUAUAGUCUGAAUAUGUGGUGUAGGUAAUCCUGACAGCUAUUGCAGUACUGAUUUUUAGGUGCUAUAACCUUCAACAUGGUAUGGGCUUACUCUGCUAUUUAUUUAAGAUUUACAGGGAAUUUGUAAUACUACUGAUUAACUCCAGAAGCUGGAUUGGUUAAUAGUGUACUACCACAAAGAGGUGGAAAUGGUGAUACUGUGUAGUGUUGGGAGACUUGCAGCUCUAUCCAAGUGUUCUGUUGAAAAGCCUACAAAAGGCCCAAUGGGAAUGAAACACUUGUGGUGAAAAGAGCAUGAUUUCACAAAGCAAGCCCAUCUAGAUGUAUUAUUGUUUAAUGAUAAAUCACUUGUGAUACAUGUUCAUACCUGCUGUUGAGCAUCAUAAUUAAUAAGGUUAUUGUUUAAGCAUUUGGUAUUUGAAUUGGUCAUAGAAUCUUGACCUGCAGAAUAUCUGUACUUAGCACUUGGUUUAUAUUCUAACAUGGCUUAACCCUGUUGUAUAUAAACUUUAUAUAUUCUUGUUUAUAUCAGUCUUUGUGAUUCACUGAUUUCAUCUUUUCUCUGAUCAUAUCACUAACUUAAGUACUGAUAUGACAGAAUAAAAACAGCCAGUUAGUGUGGAACCUGAUUGACUGUUCUUCAAGAAAAGGAGGAUAAUAUGAACAUAGCUAGCAUAUUCACAACUUUGGAAGUAGCCAGUGGUGAUGGUGUGAGCUUGUCGCGGGGCAAACACCACACUGCUGUGCUGACCCUGAUCCCAGCUUAAAACACCAUAUCUGUGCAUCAGCAACUUGAGGAAGAUGCACUUUUUUUUUUUUUUUUUUUUUUUUUUUUUUUUUUUUUUUUUUUCUUCUCUUUAUGAAAUGCUUUUCUUAUCUUUCAUAGUCAUUGUCAACUUUUACCCUAGUAAUAAGCUUGUUUGCUUGAAUGCUUCAUUCUAUAAGUUAUUGUUGUGGCUGGCUUUUUUUUUUUUUUUUUUUUUUUUUUUUUAGAUGAAAUGGUAAGGUAUUAUGAUGGAUUUUAGUGCCUGAACUAGAUAACCAUGUUUGUGCCGGCUGUGACAUUGUGCCAUAGAAUCAUGACCAGCCAAUAGGGAGUAAGCGUGCAGAUGCCUAGCUAAUCAAAAGUUGCUUUGUCCAGUCAGUGAAGAAUGGAAGUAUUAUUUCCCAGCCAAUCAAAAACUGCUUAGAAACAACAAUUAGCAGCCUUGGACUUCCAUCCAUAAGCAUUGCUUUUGCCAUUAUAGAAGAACAAGCACUAAGGACAGUCCUUUAUACUGUGGUGUGAGUUAAAUUCAUACAAAUAUAUGUGUUCUUAUAUA